This is a messenger RNA of Rattus norvegicus (Norway rat), 53385 nucleotides long. NCBI's taxonomy places the organism in Eukaryota, Metazoa, Chordata, Mammalia, Rodentia, Muridae. The record is from RefSeq and is a predicted model, not a curated record.
ACUCCAUCUGUUUCCUGUUGCCUGUAGACUUUGACCUGGUAGCCUUCUGGGUUCAGAGCUCAUUCCUGACAGCUGUUUUAGCCUGUCUAACUAGAACUGUUAUUAAUAUAGGUUUGGGGAACAUCAAAGUUUCCCUCAUCUCUGCCCCACCGACUUGUGCAUGAUACCAACAUAUGAUGUGAGAAUAAGUAAGAAAGCACAAAGCAAGGGAAGAGGAGAGGGUACUGAGAACUCAAUACAAUGAGUCAAAGUAGCAUAAUUUGAGGGGAAAAGACUUAAGUAGAUUUUGGAGCAUAUUAUCUUAAAAGUGAGAAACACUACUAUUAGUGUGUAUUCUGAGACAAAGUAUGAUGGGGGAACGGAUAAAUGGUGUGAAAUUUUGAGAAAUUUAAACUUAGAUCUUGCCCAAUUUCGUUUCUUGGCUUGUCUGCAGCAAGUGUCAAGAUGAUGAUCUGAAAUGAAAAUAGAUCGCUUCAUCAUCAGUAAUGCUCCCAUAAUUCGAGAAGCCUCUAGGUUGGAUGUUAUAUUGGCCCAUAAGCUUCAAUGAAAAUGGCUUAACAGAGCAUAAACAAUGAUUUAGCAGGGAGUGGACUGUCUCCAGCCAGGACACUGACUUGGCAUUAGUCCUUAACAUCUUUGUUAAUUAUCAAGGAGACAAGAUAACUGCCCGUCCAUUUAACAUACACGUGGCAUUGCCUCUGAGGGCAGCAUAAACUCAAGCGUCAACAGAAUGGGAAUUGAAAUGUCUGUGCCUAGGAGAACAUGAGAAAGUAGCCAGUGACCUACAGAUAGGCUGAUGAAUUUGGACAAGUUCUUCACUGUGUAGUUGGUUCUGCAGCAUGAUGAUUACAUCAAGGGAGUGUGCAUGCAUGGGUGCAUGGGUUUGGCAAAAUGAAGAAUGGCUACCAAAAGGUACCCCCGAGAGAUCAAUGUACUUAAGUCAUGCUUAUUAGAAUAUCUGGAAGAUCACGACUGAGCAAAGCAUUUCCAUGGAAGUUCAUGGCGUAUGGGCAAGCACAGCACGGCUUACCUAACCACUGUGUUUCCUGCCCCACUGAUCGUGUGCUGCUGCUGAGGACAUCAGGGUAGGGGGUGUGAGGUUACGGCCUGCAUUCUGCUACUCACUGCCAGAUCGCCAGUUUAAAUAAUAAGAUGUGCAGUGCCGGUUUGCAGUACUGUUCCUUUAAUUAUGCCAGAUUAAUUACUUGAGACAUGCACUCUGGACCUCCCAUAGACUGUGAUUCCAAUUUAGGAGUGGACCUACUUGAAAGAUAAACUAGUAAAGGGUGGGUGAGCACACCAUAAGAAACACACACACAAACACACACAUACACACAUGCACACAUACACACACACAUAUACACACAUGCAUACAUACACACACAUGCACACAUAUACACAUGUACACAUGCCCAUACACACAUUCACACACACACACACACAAACAUACGCACACACCCCUAUCAAAGCGAAGUUAGUUUUUAUUUCUUGUUUUUAUCAUAUAGAAAUAAAUUCUUACUUUUUUUAUCAUUGUUUAUUGUGUUUUAACUAACUGUGGUCACUCAGGAAACUGCAGAAUUAGUUAUUUUUAUAUUUUUGAUGAAGAGCCCAAGGAAAUUUUCCUUCAUUUUCUCAUGCUGUCAUUCCAUGAAUUGAUAUAGUUGUGAGCACACACUUCCAAGGCUGUCACCAUUGGAAGCUGGUGCCAUUCAGAGAGACCCAGCUAAGUCAUUGGUGUUAAACCUUGUUUCAAAACGUGACAGAUUGAAGUAUGUCACUUUAGGAGCUGGCUGCUAGCUGUGAAGAGUCCCCCUGGUUUGGGAGGUUUUGGUGUUUGAGUUUUGAACGAAUCCCAGGUUGAGGCAAUGACACAUUCACACUCCCAACUAAAAUAUCAAGGAAAACACUACUCUUUACAAAACUCCAGGAUAGUUAUUCCUGAGAUUAGGAGACCAACAGUUAAUUAAGCAUGUACGUGAGUGAGUGGGUGUGUCAAAGGCAUUUUUUCCAGAAACCUAAUGUUGUUCAUUACACAAAUAUAACAAAAUUAUGAAUAUAUACUAAAAUUUAAACUAAUCUUUAUGUUCAGUCUGUAUCUUUAAAAAGCACAGAGGACAUAUGUCAGUCUUCAUAUGAGUCCAAGUAGCUUUGCUAGUGACUGAUGCCAAAAGAAAACCGACAGAAGAUAAGUAAAAUAAUGGAAGUUCCGUGAUGGGCAGAGGCUGACGGUCCCAUUAAACCUGCAGCUCGGCUGCUGUCACUCCCUGAGUGCUGUGCCAGCUGUAAGCUGGUUCAUCAGUCAGGUGAUUCACACGCCUUGUGUUUCCACAGAGAGCCCACGGUCUUGCUUAUAUAAGCACAUUAAUAGCAGAAGCAGUGUGCAGGAUGUGGGCUCGUCAUCCCUGGAUGCUGCUCUCGAAAGGGUAGAAAAUGACGCUGUGUUGUUUUGAUGUGGAAAAAACAGAGGAAAUUUUAUAAAUGUGUAAGGUUUUUUUUUCUUUUUGAAUAUUGUACUUCUCCCUUUGUGAAAGUUUCUUGGCAACUUUGAUUCAGAAUGCCUAUUGUAAAAAUGACAGAGGAGUCUUAAGCCAAGUGCUCUAAACUGACAGGCAAUCUAUGUUAAUAUUUUUACUUAUACAUAUAUACAUACCCAUUCACAUUAUCAGUUUAAAUAUGACUGUAUUGCAUAAGGAUCAGAGUCUAUUUUCCACCUGAUAUCCUCAAGGGUUUUAAGCUUCAAACUGAAAAAUAAAGAAAACGAAUGUAUUGCUCUCAAAAAUUUUAAUGACCUUAAAUUCUAAACAUUUUCCAUAAACACAACAUAUCUGCACUUAGUGGAUGCUGUAUAAAAAUCAAUACUAGAGGAGAAAUCACUUAUCUAUGUAUACAUGUAUAAUAUAUCAGUUAUAAAUUAUAUAUUACCUGUGUAUGUGUAUCAGUUUUAUCAUCAAGGCAUUCUUCCUUCAUUGGAGAAGACAAGAGUCUUGAUUAGAAAUUAGUCUCAAGUAAACACAAAUUAUUUCCCGAAAUUACUGGUAUUCCAGGAGUGAGACUGGAUAAAUAGAUGGGAAAGCACCUUUGCUAAGGAAUUUACAGCCUUAACUAUUUGAAUAAACGGUGAAUCUUAAAAUAGAGCUAUUUUAAGUUGCUGUUAGCUCAAGGUUUGCUGUAUGUUGGGCUGUACGUGUGUUGACAGAGUUUGUGUCUAGGCUGUUUGGAGAUUCCAGGUAGACUAGAAGGAAGUAACAAAGACAAACAUCAAAGUACAGAUGUUCUUUGUUUUUUGAAGGAUUAGGAGCUACAGCUUUGAGGACUGCACAAAGGCAUAAACAAAAUGCUUGGAUCUAGUUGGUUCAGGAACUCAAAGGCAGUUGGCACUGUGUGUUUCUUGGGGCACUGGGUGAGGAAUGCAAGUACCAGCCAGUUGCUAGGGAAUGAGCACGUCAGGUCAGGACAGCAAUCCUCCAGCCUCAGAAGCUUCAGAUAUGCCUGAAAAGCUUGUUAGGUUCCUGCUGCUGCUACACUCUAAGACCCAGAAUCAGAGAAUAUAGAAAUUGUGAUUCUGAAAAAGGGAAAUGUAUAUGGGACCAGUGAUAAACAUGAUAUUCAAGUAGUCACUAACUGGAAAUCUAAAAACCAGAACCUAUAAAUACUCAAUGCUAUGGUCCCUAAAAAGCAGAUCACCAUGGACAUUCACAACAAUGGUGUCUCAAAGAUCCAAGUCUGCAGUUGGGCUGUAUUCCCUGUGGUGGCCCUUUAUGGUCUUGAGCCAUAAGAACUCAGGUUUCUUAUUUGUAAACUGGUGUCUUGUUCCAUCUAAGGUUUAUUUGAGGCAAAAUCUGUUAAAGGCUCAAUAAGACAUAUUCUUUGCAUGUUGUUUGGAUGAGCUAGUCAGCCCCAUGUACUCUCAGCCCCUCGAAUUUAGCAAGCCAGAACCUUGAGGCCUACAAUAAUGGGUGAACUUUCACAGAGUCACUGGUUUUGUACCAAGAACAUUGAAAGCCAUAGCUUCCUGAUAUCAUGGUCCAAUUUUAUGCCUCUUUAUAGGUCAUUACUGGUUGACCUAUAGAUUGGUUAAGAAAUGCUUUUGAAUUCCUGGUCUACUUACAAAAAAUUACCACCUGGAAACUGUUACAGUUGGUCUAUUGCUAAGCCCUCAUGGGGAUAUAUUUCCCACAAACACUUAACUGCCUAGCUCCCUCUUGGCCUUUAGGGCAUUACAGAAAAGAAAGGUUCUUCCAAACAAACAAACAAAUAAACAAAAUGAGUGACAUGGACAGAGUGAAAACUGUAAGUUGGCUGUUGAAACACUUAACGUUUCUAGCAAAUGAGCAACAAGAUAACACAUAUUUUACCUAGUCUGAAACCUUUCCAAAUCUCUUUUAAAAACCUGUGAGAGAAUCCCGAGCAGGAAGCAAGGUAUAUCAGAGCUAUUUUUCUAAAGAAAAAGAAGAAACAAAGUAGAACUGCCCCCUUGUAUCUCCAACAGCCACAAGCCUUUCAAUAGGAUUGCAACCCUAUCCUGUCCUGUAGCUCUGUGAAAAUGGAUUGUGUCAGGGAGAUCAAGGCCAGUGUCAAACAAAAAUGAAAGAGCAAGGCCCAGCUUCCUUUGGUGCUAACAGAUAGCCUGUCCUACCACCAGCUGACUCAAGCCUUGGACUCAUAAAUAGUAAAACGGCGAAGGAAUGUGUGUCACUGUCUUUUGUACUCAGCGCCAUCUGGACAGUACUUUCUUGGCCAUAUCAGUGUGGUGGCUUAAUUUAUAUAUAAUUCAUACCCCAUUUGCUUCUGAGGGUUCCAAAGUACCAGAGCCUGUCUCUUUGGAUCACAAGCUACAGUUUCUCUGGUACCUUCUUGGAAUUCUGUACAUGGUCAUGAAGAACAGGGGAUCCCCUCCUCCUCCACCUGCUCUGUCUGGAGAGCCUAAAGCAGGGGACUCUGUCACACUUGGAGAACUCAGCACCCCAAGCAGCUAUGAUGCCCUGAUUAAGCUCACAGUAGGCAUAAGUUCAUUAGCAAUUUCCUUACAAAAGAUUGAUCAAUGAGACGUGGUUUCAUAAGAAGAAGGCAGAUUAUUUACCAUGUGUAUGCAUCGGCAUGAAUGCAGAGUCAUUUCUGUAGGCCAAUCAACUCCAUCUUUUCUGCAAAGUUAUUUAUCAUCAACAAAUAUUGUAAAGGAGGGGCCACAUUUCCCAUUAGGUUAAACAUAAAAUUUCUGGAACGAAGACAGGAUGACCCUGUAACAUCUUCCCAAAUAGUCUCAUGUGUAUCAUGGACUCAAAAGUUAACCCUAAAGAUUUGAUACUGCAAAGGGAAGUGGUGCACAGUGUCUUUCCCUGUGUUUUCCUUACAAACUCACGUCAUAGGCUUGUUUUUUAGUGUCCUAAAUUCAACUUCAUUUACUGAUUCUGUUCAGUGCACCUGACUCUAGGGCAAACUCUGGGGAAAAAAACCUCAAAACCUUCCUUUUAGAGUCUAUGGCAAUGUGAAGUAUUAGGCCCUUCCUCCUAGUGUCUCCUAGGGAGGCUAGGGUACUGAGCCUGACUCCCUCGCCCUGCUUUCUACUCUGGCUUUGCUCUCCUGCACAGAGGAGUUUGGAGUAAGCAGUUAGGUUCUCUGCGUCUUCAGGUUGUCAUCUGCGUGGUACAAUCACACCAUCUGCAUUGGCGUCUGUUCCGAGACUCACAAGGGGACAUUUCCUGGGAAAGCCAUGUGUCCUCUGGUCGGAGCCAGGCGUAGAAUCUGGGGCCCCUGAUGUCGGGUCUGAUGCGUUCCACAAAGCCGGGCUUCCUAAAGGGGUUGUGGUUAAUGGGUGUUGUCUCAUGAUUUCAUCACUUUCUAGUGUGUUCCUCCUGAGUGUUCUCCACACCUUCAGUGGACAGGUUUCCAGGUCAGUGCCUGUCGUGAGCCAGUCUGCCACACCAUGUGCAUGGCACUGUGACUGUAACACCCACACGCCAGUCACUCUCACGGUGCGUUAGGAUGGAUCCAGUCUAAAUUCUGACUGAGAACAGGGAAUGGCCACAUGGAAACAACAUUACUUUAGGAAGAUCGAGCAGCUUCUCUGGGUCAGAGGCUGCUCUGCUGUAUCUGAGGGAAAUGCCAAUUUUAUGAUAUUUUUGGGAGGACUGCACAAGUCCCGCAGUCCAGAGGCUUAGCCACUAGCACAGCAGAUGAUACAUGCUUCAUUCACAAACGCCAGGCACUGAACCAAGUGGUGGGAGGAGUUAAUGGCAGCAUUCACAGGCCUAUUAGCCAGAGGAUUCCUUGGAUUUGGGAGGGGUAGACUAAACUAUAAUGAUUCUAAGCAAUCAUUUUUGCUGGGGUCAGAGAAGUGGACACCUAGCAGGCUGUGGUGUAGGGAGCGGGGAGAACAGAGGGCAGUGACCACUUGGCACAAGCUUGCCUCUCUAGAGAAGGACAGCGCAUAUAUACCAUCCCCAGGGAUUGUCGUUCUAGAAAUGAGUCUACAGCCACCAUGCAGCAACUGGUCAAGAACCAUAAUUACGCUGCUGCUGUCAGAAUGGCUAUAAUCAACUUUAAGAUCUUAAAUGAUAUUAAUCAAAAGAGAAAAAGAAAAAGAAAGGAAAAGAAAGCUGGCCUUGUGCAUAGCCCUAGGGGACCCAGCUUGUGACUUACUGUGUUCAGGAGACGGACUCUGAGACCAAGGGCAGGCAAUAUGUAAACACAGGACUGGGCCUCGCUUUACACAUCCCCUGAUUGACAUUUCCCUGAUAGCUAUCCGGAUUAGCUGCUGAUCUGAUUUACAGAAGGAUAUUAAGGGAUAGUUGACAGGUCAACUCAAAUCCUCCUGGGAGCUCAAGCUUCUCAGGAGAGAGCCCAGCAACAAAACUCCCCUCUUGAUAAAGUGAGCAGUGUGCAUUUUCACUAGCCGAAACUGGUGCUCAUAACAGAACAGAGACAAUCCCGUCAGGACAGUCUAUUACAGUCCUGUCUUUGCCUAGCUCUGACUUCAGUGAGCAAAAGGUCCCAGCACUGGUCAACAUUCCUCUCCCAGCUCCUCUUCCCCAAUGUCCAGAUGAUAAUGUAGCCCCCAAAGACAGUUCCAGUCAACAAGACAGAGCCUGCUCCUGACUCCACAUCACAUAUUAAUACAUAGCCACAAACUUGUUACUUGCAGUUAAAAAUAAAAGGACAGGAAAAUGGAUUUCCAGGGUGGCAAUGUACAGACCAUUUUCUAAUAACCUAUGGUUUUCCUUCCUUCUUCUUUUUAAUGUAAGGGGGCAAAGUGGCACUGACAUGUGUAGAGAGGACCUGCAUAAUUGAAGCAGUGUGAGCUGACACAGUGAAUGCGAAAAUUAUGUGAUCUAUGAAAAUAGCAGGCAGAGAGAGGCAGCACUUAAAGACCGCUCAGGCCACUUAGAGAACACCUGGAGGAGCACCCCAUUGAGCUAACCUAUGAAAAACGUGGGGGUGGGCGUUGCUUCUAAUUUUCUUUUUUAUUGGAUAUUUUAUGUAUUUACAUUUCAAGUGUUAUCUCCUUUCUGGAUUUCCCCUCCAGAAACGCCACUAUCCAUCCUCUCUCUCCCUGCUUCUAUGAGGAUGCUUCCCCCACCCACCAAACCACUCCCACCUCAUCACCCUGACACUCCCCUACACAGGAGCAUCAAACCUUCAUAGGACCAAGGACCUCUCCUCCCACUGAUGCCAGACAAUGAUAUCCUCUGCUAAAUAUGCACCUGGAGCCAUGGAUCUGUGCAUGUGCACUCUUUGGUUGGUGGUUUAGUCCCAGGAAAGCUCUGGGUGUCUGGUUGGUUGAUAUUGCUGUUCUUCAUAGGGGUUGCAAACCCCUUCAGCUCCUUCAGUCCUUUCCCUAACUCCUCCAUUGGGGUCCCCAUGCUCAGUCCAGUGGUUGGCUGUGAGUAUCUCCCUCUGUUUGUCAGGCUCUGGCAGAGCCUCUCAGGAGACGGCUAUAACAGCUCAUGUCAACAAGCACUUCUUGGCAUCUACAAUAGUCUCUGGGUAUGAUAUCUGUAUAUGGGAUGGAUCCCCAGGUAGGGCAGUUUCUGGAUGGCCUUUCCUUCAGUUUCUGCUCCAUACUUUGUCCCUGUAUUUCCUUUAGACAGGAGCCAUUCUUGGUUAAAAAUUUGUAGAUGAGUAGGUGGUCACCCCAUCUCCCCACCUGGGGGCAUGCCUAACCUCUGCUUAUGGUCUCUACAGGUUCUCCCUCCCCAGUGAUGGGCUUUUCAGCUAAGCUCAUACCUGUUGGGUUCUAGGAGCCUCUUGCUUUCCUGGCAUCUGGGACUGGCUGGUGGCUACCCCAAAUUCUACACAUUGCUUCAUACCUCUGCUCAAGUUCUUGACACUAUAUCAUCCCACAUCCACUCAUACUGGAUCCUGUCCCCCUUUUCCCCAUCACCCUCCUCUCUUCCUCCCAAGUCCAUCCCACCCUCUACCUCCUGUGAGUACUUUGUUUCCCCUUCUAAGAAGGACUGAAGCAUCCACAUUUUAGUCUUCCUUCUUCUUGAGCUUCAUAUGGUCUGUGAACUGUAUCUUAGGUAUUCCAAGCUUUGGGGGUAAUAUCCACUAACCAGUGAGUGCAUACUACAUGUGUUCUUUUGUGACUGGGUUACCUCACUCAGGAUGAUAUUUUCUAGUUACAUCCAUUUGCCUAAGAAUUUCAUGAAGUCAUUGUUUUUAAUAGCUGAGUAGCACUCCAAUGUACCCUUUGACUUUUGUUGUCUGAUUUCUCUGGCUUGGGCUUUGAGUACUAUAUGGAAUGUAGUGUACUAAAUGUACCACAAUUUCUGUAUCCAUUCCUCUGUUGAAGGACAUCUGGGUUCUUUCCAGCUGCUGGCUAUUAUAAAUAAGGCUACGAUGAACAUAGUGGAGCAUGUGUCCUUGUUAUAUGUUGGAGCAUCUUUUGGGUAUAUGCCCAGGAGAGGUAUAGCUGGGUCCUCAGGUAUUGUCCAAUUUUGUGAGGAACCACCAGUCUGAUUUUUAGAGUGGUUGUACCAGCUUUCAAUCCCACCAGGAAUAGUGUUCCUUUCUCCACAUUGUCCCCAGAACCUGCUGUCACCUGAGUUUUUGAUCUUAGCCAUUCUGACUGGUAUGAGGUGAAAUCUCAGGGUUGUUUUGAUUUGUAGUUCCCUGAUGACUAAGGAUGUUGAUCUGUUCUUGGAUUCAGUUUGGGAGAAUUUUACUGAGUAUUUUCGCAUCAAUAUUCAUUAGGGAAAUUGGUCUGCAGUUCCCUUUCUUUGUGGGUCAUUGUGUGGUUUAUGUAUAAGUGUAAUUGUGGCUUCAAAGAAUGAAUUGGGUAGUGUUUCAUUUGUUUCUAUUUUGUGGAAUAGUUUGAAGAUUAUUGGUAUUAGUUCUUCUUUGAAGGUCUGAUAGAAUUCUGCACUAAAUCCAUCUGGUCCUGGGCUCUUUUUGGUUGGAAGACGUUUAAUGACUGCUUCUAUUUCUUUAGGGGUUAUGGGACUGUUUAGAUGGUUUAUCUGAUCCUGAUUUAACUUUGGUACCUGGUAUCUGUCUAGAAAAUUGUCCAUUUUAUCCAGAUUUUCCAGCUUUGUUGAGUAUAGGCUUUUGUAGUAGGUUCUGAUGAUUAUUUUUCCUCAGAUUCUGUUGUUACUUCUCCCUUUUCAUUUCUGAUUUUGUUAAUUUGGAUAAUGUUUCUGUGCCCUCUGGUUAGCCUGGCUAAGGGUUUAUCUAUCUUGUCGAUUUUCUCAAAGAACCAUAUGCUUUUGUUGCUCAAAAUUGAGAGUUCAUCCUGGUAGAUUUUUUUCCUUUGAUGAAUAUGAAAUGUCCUUGCUUAUCUUUUUUUGAUAACUUUUGGUUGAAAGUCGAUUUUAUUGGAUAUUAAAAUGGCUACUCCAGCUUGUUUCUUGGGACCAUUUGCUUGAAUUUUUUCCAGUUUUUUACUCUUAGGUAGUGUCUGUCUUUGUCACUGAGGUGCAUUUCCUGUAGGCACCAAAAUGCGGGUUCCUCUUUAUGUAUCCAGUCUGUUAGUCCAUAUUGUUUCAUUGGAGAACUGAGUCAGUUGAUGUUAAAAGAUAUUAAGGAAAAGUAAUUUGUUGCUUCCUGUUAUUUUUGUUGUUAGAGGUGGAAUUAUGUUAGUGUGGCUAUCUUCUUUUGGGCAUGUUGAAAGAUUACUUUCUUGCUUUUUCUAUGGUGUAGUUUCCCUCAUGUUGGAGUUUUCCAUCUAUUAUCCUUUGUAGGGCUUGAUACUGUGUAAAUUUGGUUUUGUCAUGGAAUAUCUUGGUUUCUCCACCUAUGUUAAUUGAGAGUAUAGUAGCCUAGGCUAUUAUAUGUUCUCUUAGGGACUUUAUGACAUCUGUCCAGGAUCUUCUGGCUUUCAUGGUCUCUGUUGAGAAGUCUGGUGUAAUUCUGAUAAGUCUACCUUUUUUAUUCUACUUGACCUUUUUCACUUACUGCUUUUAAUAUUCUUUCUUUGUUUUGUGCAUUUGUUGUUUUGAUUAUUAUGUGACGGGAGGAAUUUCUUUUCAGGUCCAAUCUAUUUGGAGUUCUGUAGGCUUCUUUUAUGUUUAUGGGCAUCUCUUCUUUUAGGUUAGGGAAGUUUUCGUCUGUGAUUUUGUUGAAGAUAUUUACUGGCCCUUUAAGUUGGGAGUCUUCACUCUCUUCUAUACCUAUUAUCCUUAGGCUUGAUCUUCUCAUUGUGUCCUGGAUUUCCUGGAUGUUUUGGGCUAGAAGCUUUUUCUGUUUUACAUUAUCUUUGACAGUUGUGUUGAUGAUUUCUAUGGAAUAUUCUGCUCCUGAGAUUCUCUCUUCUAUCUCUUAUAUUCUGUUGGUGAUGCUUGUAUCUACAACUCCUUGUCUCUUCCUUGGGUUUUCUAUAUCCAGGGUUGUCUUCCUCUGUGCUUUCUUUAUUGUUUCUAUUUCCAUUUUUUUGAGAUAAGUAGUUGAAUAUUUUACUUUUAUUGUCUACUUUUACCUGUUAACUGCAUAAUACAAGAAAAGAAACUGUAACAGAUAAGCAUAAAUCUGCAUGGCACGCCAUGAAACAAGGCAAACAGUGGAAAUGUCACGUUACAUGCUUCCUCCAGGGAAGUGUUGAGAUUCUGUAAGAAGCAUAAACUUGAUAAAUCAACUGUCCACUGCUUCUCAAUAAAGUAAGCAAUAACUCUGACUCCAUAUCUGUCUGAAAUAUGUGGCGACAAUGACAUAUCCAAAGGUGGCACACCCAAAAUAGCAUGAUUCGAGAAGAGCUUAUUUCCAGAAAGGCCCUGCUCCAAGACAUAUGUGAUGUAGGGAAACAGAAGGAAUCCAGGGCCACGUUUCAGAUAUACAAAAUCUGAUGGAGAAGCCAGGGAACCCAGAGAGAAUGGAAAGGAGAUAAGUAGGUCACCGAGAGGACUAGCAACCAGCCUGCAAAAUUUGACCUCAUGGACUAGAAAAGAAAUCCUCAGUCUCACACCCCUCCUUUGCAUCUCUACCUUCUCCAUUUGGGACCAGAGGAAAAGAUUCAAAGUUUACGUGGCUCUAGAGGGAAGGGAAGCGGAGUUAAUGGUUCAACAGACAUGGAGAGCUAAAUAGAAAGCACUGGGAAAGAAAAACAACAGAAGGUGACAAUAUAAUUCAAACUAGCACACCUCGUGUCAAUAGAACUAUAAAGAAACACAUUUUAGUCCAAUUCUAUGUAGAUGGUGUUCUUUCAAGUCUAGUGAUUAAUACAUUCAUUAUAAAUAUUUACUCUAUAAAUGUUUAAUAUUUGAGCAACAUGUACCUAACAUAUCUACAAUUUUUCCUUACAUGGCUGUCUUAGUUUGGGUCUCAUUGCUGGAAAAAGACUCCAUGACCAAGGCAACUCUUGUAAAAGACAACAUCUAAUGGGGGCUGGCUUAUAGUUUCAGAGGCUCAGUCCAUUAUCAUCAUGGCAGGAAACAUGGCAGAGUGCAGGCAGACAUGGUGCUGGAGGAGUCUCUGUAUCCUGAUCUGAAGGCAGCAAGGAGACUGUAUAUGUUCCCCACUGGGUGUAGCAUGAGCACUUAAGACUUCAAAGCUCCGCCUACACAGUGAUACACUUGGUGAACAAGGUCACACCUCCUCCAAGUAAGCCACACCUCCUAAUAGUGCCACUCCCUAUGGCCAAGCAUCUAAAUACUUAAGUUUACGGGGCCACACCUAUUCAAACCACCACAUUCCACUCCGUGAGUUAUAACAUAAUGUAAAAUGCAUUUAGUCCAAUUUAGAAGUCUCCAUAGUCUACCAUAGUCUGAAAAUGUUUAGAAAUCUAAAGUUCAAGUUCUCUUCGGAGAGUCAUGCACUUUUUCAACUAUAAUCCCCUAAAAAAUCAAAAUAGAAAGACUCUAUACAUCUAGCAUAUCAUGCACAGGAUGUACAUUACCUUUUCAAAAUACAGGGAAGGAAAAAUAGUGAGGAGAUACUGGACCAAAGCAAGACCAAAACUAGCUGGGCAAACUCCAAACUCUGAAUUUCCACCUCUGACGUCAAAAUGCUCUUCAGAUCUCAAUUCCUUUCAGCUUCAUUGACUGUGAUACACUUUUUCUGUUGGGCUGGUUCUGCUCCCUGUUAGUAGCUUUCCUUGGCAGAUACCCCAAGGCUCUAGCAUCUCUAGACUCUUGGGGUGUUCAAGGCAAUUCAGGGUUCACCUUCACAGCUUCACACAGAAGUUUCUCUGGACCUCCAUGCAGGGACAACCCUGCCACAUGCAUUGCUUCAGUGGCUUUCUUUAGUCUUGGAGGGGGAUUCCAUAACCACUUCCACACAGUGUUCUCUCUGGGCCUCCAGGCAGGCACUCCUCUGAUACACACUUGGCCUCAGCAACUUUCCUUAGACUUGGAAGGAGAUUCUUGACUCCAAAGCCAGAACUAUAUGGCCAAAGCUGCCAAGUUCUACUGCUUGCUGGGGCUGGAACAUGGUCCCCUUGUUCAGUCACAUCUUCACCAGAUUUUUGUUUUCAAUGGUUACCUUUACUGCCUAAGUUUUGCUGUCAUAGAACUUCUGCAGAAAGGCUGGCCUUGAAUUCAGAGAUGUGCAUGCUCUGUCUACUAAAUGCUGGGUUUAAAGGCCUGUAAUCGCCACAGUUGGACCUAAGCUUUUCUUUAAUUUACUUUUCAUUAUAGAUCUUAAUAAACAUGGCUACUAAGCCUAAGUCUGAAUUAAACCUUGUUGAUCCAGAUCAAAAACAUUCAUCAUCCCACCUCAAGAUCUAGAUCAAAGGCCUGUGUCUUCUAGUCUCAAGAUACUGAUCAAAGACAUAUUUUCUUUAUGCUUCAAGAUAUAGAUCAGCUGUGCCCUUCUUUUCUGGAUUGUAGUUCAUUUCAAGUAUAGGCAAGUUGACAAUAGAGAAGAGCCAUCACAAUUCACCCCUUGUCACCUUGACACACAACCAUAUGUCCAUAAGUCCAGAUGGAAAAACAAACAACCAGGUCAUAAUACCAUGUAACAUGAUAUAAGUGUCGCUGUACAACUGCAGAUGCACUGUAGAUUUAGAAUAGGCGGCAAAGUCCCUUGAGGGACAUCCUCUUCACAAGAUGGUAACUUAGCUAGGUGGAAUCUUGCCCCAGUUCCCCUUAAUUCCACUCUUAAUUCCAUUUAAUAUCAUUAGUCUGUUUAUCUUCUUGAAGUCAGGAUUCAGUUCCAUUCUGUUUCCCAUCAUUAUGACAAAAUCCUUCAGAAAAACAAUCUGACCAGGAAAGGUUUCUUUGAGCUCAUGUUUUCGGAAUUGUCAGGACGUGCUUGUUUUGCUUCCAGGGAGACAGAACGUCAUGGAAGAGGAAAUAUACUAUGUAUGCUGCUGCUUACAGUCUGUAGUCCAACUCCCCAACAAUGGUCAGGAGCAGCUGUGAAUGGAAGUCCAAGGAUCUAGCAGUGGCUCCAUCCCACGAGGCAGCCAAAAAAGAGAGAGAGCUUCUAUUUCCAUUUUUAAAUUCUUUCAUAGUCUCUGGUGAGAAGUCUGGUGUAAUUCUUAUAGGUCUGCCUCUAUAUAUUACUUUUAAUAUUCUUUUACUGCUUUUAAUAUUCUUUUUUUUGUUUUGUGCAUUUGGUGUUUUGACUAUUAUGUGAUGGGAGGAGUUACUUUUCUGGUGCAAUCUAUUUGGAGUUCUGUAGGCUUCUUGUAUGUUUAUGGGCACCUCUUUCUUUUUUUUUUUUUUCUUUUCUUUUUUUUCGGAGCUGGGGACCGAACCCAGGGCCUUGCGCUUCCUAGGCAAGCGCUCUACCACUGAGCUAAAUCCCUAACCCCCUGCACCUCUUUCUUUAGGUUAGGGAUGUUUCCUUCUAUAAUUUUGUUGAAGAUAUUUCCUGGCCCUUUAAAUUGGAAAUCUUUGCUCUCUUAUAUACCUAUUAUUUUAAGUUUGGUCUUUUCAUUGUAUCCCAGAUUUUCUGGAUGUUUUGGGUCUGAUGCUUUUUGAGUAUUACAUUUUCUUUGACUAUUUGUCAAUGUUUCCUAUGGUAUCUUCUGCCCCUCUCCUCUAUCUCUUGUAUUCUGUUGAUGAUGCUUGCAUCUAUGACUCCUGGUCUCUUUCCUAGUUUUCCUAUCACCAGGGUUGUCUCCCUUUGUGCUUUCUUUAUUGUUUCUAUUUCCAUUUUUAAAUCCUGGAUGAUUUUGUUCAAUUCCUUCACCUGUUUGUGUUUUCUGGUAAUUCUUUAAGGGAUUUUUGUGUUUCCUCUUUAAGGACUUCUAUCUGUUUGCCUUUGAUCUCCUGUAUUUCGUUAAGGGAGUUAUUUAUGUCCUUCUUAAAGUCCUCUAUCAUUAUCAUGAGAUGUGAUUUUACAUCCAAAUAUUGUUUUUCUGGUAUGUUGGGAUAGCCAAGACUUGCUGUGGUGGGAGAAUUUGGUUCUGAUGAUGCCAAGUAGCCUUGGUUUCUGUCGCUUAGGUUCUUGUGCUUGCCUCUCACUGUCUGGUUAUCGCUGAUGUUAGUUUGUCUUGUUGUCUCUGAUUGGAGCUUGUCCCUCCUGUGGGCCUGUGAGCCUAUGAUCUUAGAUGUGCCAGCACUUCUGGGAAACCAGUCCUCUCAGGGUGGGAUUUGGGUGUGGAGAGCUGUGACACAGGGUUAGCUCCAGGAUGCAGAUGGAGACCAGAAAGAUCCUGUCCCUGGUGCGGUUCCUGUGCCCUGUGUACUCCGUUGAGUGACUCUUUGGCCAGUUAUUGGAGAAAAGAGGUGGUGUCACCUGUGAGUUUAGGAGUUACAGCACUCCUAGGAGGCCAGCUCUCUCCGGGUGGGAUUUAGGUUCAGAGGGCUGUGGAACAGAUGGAGACUGGAAGGAUUCUAAUUUUCAUUAGUAGCUUUACUUGAUCGCUGUGAGAAUUCUGGACGUCCUGGUUGGACAGAAUAUCAAGACAUGAUCUAAUCUGAGAUUGACACAUUAUGUUCUUUUUUUGGUUUAUAUAUUAGGCUACUUUUAAUAAAUAAUAGCAAAUAGAAGUUUUAAUAACAUAUCUUUGUUGACAUGAAAUGAAAAUAAAUUCAUAACAUUUGUGUUUCUAACACAAAACUACAUAAAUAUAAAACAUUUAUUCUUGUUAUUUUUUUAGAUAAAUUAUGACACUAUUACAAAUGUGGUUGGCCAACCAGAGCUUCCAGGGACUAAGCCACCACCCAAAGACCAUACAUGGACUGACCCUGGACUCUGACCCCAUAGGUAGCAAUGAAUAGCCUAGUAAGAGCACCAGUGGAAGGGGAAACCCUUGGUUCUGCCAAGACUGAACCCCCAGUGAACGUGAUUGUUGGGGGGAGUGCAGUAAUGGGGGGAGGAUGGGGAGGGGAACACCCAUAUAGAAUGGGAGGGUUAGGGGGAUGUUGGCCCAGAAGCCCGGAAACGUUGAAAUGUAAAUAAGGAAUACCCAAUUCAACAAAGAUGGAGAAAAAAAGACACAUUAUGUUCUAUGGAACCCAUUUUCAUCCACUCCUAAUGCUAGGAGGUGGGAGUCUAUUUACAUGGGAUACUCGUGUCAGAGAGGUCAGGUGGGAAGAGAAGCUUUGCAUGAAUAAUGGCCAGAAAGUUCUAUUAUAUUGAUUUUAAUUCCACCAAAAUAGUCCCGCAGCAAGGAAGGAAUUAGUUAGAUGGGGCUCACCAAUUAUCUAUCAUCACAGAAAAUACUUGCCUAGUAAGAGCACCAGUGGAAGGGGAAACCCUUGGUUCUGCCAAGUUUGCAGGUCCCGGUUAGGUCAUUUAUCUAACCCUGUAACUGCCUUACUAAAAUUCCAAUGCUGUUCUUGUGUGCGUGCAUUUGUGUAGAGGUCAAAGGGCAACUGCCAGUAGUUUGUCCUUUCCUUCCAUUUGGCCCUGCAGAUUGAAGCCCAGUCAUGAGUCCUGGCAGUAACUGUUUUUAUCUUCUGACCUAUCUCUCUGGACCAACCAUGCUCCUCAGGCUUCCUUCCAGCAUCUUAUGUGUAAGCUAAACAUCGAUCAAGUCAGGAUAUUCCUUUGGGAAAAUGGACACAGCUACAGGCCUCUCUGAGAGACAUCAGUGACAUUCUGUCACAUACUUAUUACUCUGCAAAGGAGAAUUUCACCAACCUUGGAAAAUAUCCCAGAGUGGAGUGGGAACCAUAUAUUAAAGAUUUAUAAAAUGGACUUUGAAAUUUCAAUCAUGUCAAUGAAGACAGCUUUCCUUCCCCUCAGCUCACAGGGACUUUCCCUGGCUCGAUCUGUCCUCAUCCCCAGGUGGCUGUGGGGAAUGCAAGCCAAGCCCAGACUUGGGACCCUCACUUCCCAGCCAUCCAACCUGAACCCAGCUGCAGAUUCAGUUUAGUGAACCCACAGAUGAAUUCAUCCAUCACUGAUGUGUCUGUGGUCUUUGAAAAGCAAUAACUGCAAAUAUCUGAACUAAUAUUACUUUGAAAUUGAAAACAUUGUAAAAGUGGCAAAAGACUAGGUAGAGUACACUAAUUUUUCUUUGACAUGUUUUCUUUACUUUUGAAAUUUUUACUCAUGUAUGAUGAAAUAAGAUCAUAUCUACCCAAGAUUUCCCUCCUCCAAAUUCCACCAACAUUUUUAUAAUUUUUCUUCAAUAACUUGCUAAAGCCAGUUGGUUUGUCCUAUAGGUACAUUGAUGUAGGGCCAUCUGCUGGAUCUUGGGAAGCCCACCAGAAGCAACAGCCUCAAAAAAAGAAUGAGUUUCUCUCCUCUAGGAAGUGUCCACUGCGAACAAAUAAUGUCUCGGUAAGGGGUGGGAUAUGGGAUGACCUACCCUUUGGUACAGAAUCUGUACCAAGAUUCUGGCUGGCUGGAUCUUGUAUAAAUAUUCUGCAGGUAGCCACAGCUGGUGUGAAUUCCCACCUGUAAUAACCACCUCAUGUUCCUAGGACAGAAUCUCACAGCACCUCUCCCCAUUUUCCAAUGUAUACAUUCUUGCCCCUGGAAGAUUCGGAAGCCGUUCUUCUCUCCCUUCUUCUUCAUCUUUGGACCAGGAUGCCUGUGCUUUGUCCUGCCUGGGCCAUGUCCGGUCUGCUUUGGUUCCUUCACCGAUCUGACUUAACAGUCACAUCCUUCCUGUCUUCUUAGACUGGCCUCCGGCUCGAGCCGCUGGGAUGUGUCUCUUACUCUGACAUUGUGUAGACCAGCUUUGACAGAAAUGCAGUUCUUGCAAACCUGCUUUUUAGAAUGCUCCAUCGCUUCCAUCUCUUUCCUCACAACUCCACAGUUCUGUCAUCUCCGUUUUUAGUCAUUUAUUUGGCACAAGGCCUACCACUAACCGCGCUUAUACUUCUGUGAGGUCUUAUGAUUAGGACAUGCACACCCAACACCCAAAUGACCAUUCAAUACAAUUGUUAUGUACUCCUCAUCAAAGUAUUUGAUCAAAUGAUCUCAUUGUUGAAGUACAUGAAUAAGUGACUUAUUAAAGGAAUGGUGGGAGAGGGUGCCAUCUCAGCUUUGUGCAGCCUGAUCUUAAUAGAAGAAAACAUUCAUUCAUUUUUGUCCAACAAAAUUAUCUCAUUUGUAUAAUUAGAGAGUCAUUAAUGAAUUUUUGUUGUACAACAACACUAGUCACAGAAGCCUUUAUUAUUUCAGUCAAGGGUAUGCUUUGCCACUUCUCAGCACCUGAACCAGUGAGUCACAGUGUAUCCAUGAUGAAUUCCAUUAGUCCAAUAUUCGGUUAACUCAGUAUGAAAGAAAUUGAGCCCUGUACAGAAUGAGGCAACUGGAGACUUUUAAAGUACAAAUUUCACACCUUGGAAAUUUUGCAAAAUAACAACUUCUAUUUCUCAUUCAAAAAAGUUUUAGUCUCCUGUUUCAAGGAGUUUGAUUUAACAACCUUCAUGUCAGGACAUUUCUGAACAACAGAAACUUUUCUCUGUAGGCCCCAGUAUACAGAACUGUUGUUUUCACCAUCUCAAGAAGAAUACAAAGUGCAGCCAGUGUGGUGGCUCACCAGUUAACAGUGCUUAUCACCAAGCCUGACCACCUGAGCUUGAUUCUCUGACUUCUGUGCUAGAAGUAGAGGCCUAACUCCCACAUGAUGUCCUCUGACCCACACACACAUGCCGUGGCAUGCAUGUACCCAUACAUGUGCAUACACACACACACACACACACACACUUCUUAAAUUAAACAGAAAUACUAACUUCUCAUCAGGUCCUGUAGACCAUGGCUUCCAUCCAGACCCUGAUCUCCCAUGAUGUCCCUGUCUGGUACCACUUCGGUGCCACACCCCACUUGCUGAAAGGAACCACUCUCCCCACUGCCAUGGCUCUGCCUCACUUGUCCUUAUUCCUGGGUGUAUUAUUUUGAUGGAUGGAACUGAAACAACUUGCCUCAUUUGUCAUAAAAAGGCCAUUGAAAGACCCUUGUUCCUUCCACUGAGUGUGCACUAGAUGCUUCAACACAAAGACAACCUAGCCACAUGUGUCCCAAAGCCAACAGACACAUGUACCCCUUGCCUGUGGUCUGUCAUGGUACUGGCAGCAGAGACUGCUCAAGAAGAUAGCCAAGGGGCACCAAGAACCCUGAGCUGAGUGGCUAAAACCCUGCGCUGAGCACCUAAAAUCCUGAGCUGAGCAGCUAAAACUCUGAACUGAGCACCCAGAAUACUAGCUGACCACCCAGAACCCCGAGCUGAGCACUCAGAACCCUGAGCUGUGGGUGUCUCCUUUCCCUAGCCUGAGACUUAAGUUUGCCUUCCUGAUAUGCUCAAUGUGUUCCAAGGAGAGGACCUGGGGUUUGAGGGCAGUUUCUGACAAUAUUCCUGAUCACUUGUCUCCACAAAGGGUGAUCCACAGGCCCUAAAACAGCUGCAUUGCUGGAAGUCUGCUGGGAAUCAGUGCUCCAAGCCUUGGCAUCAAGGGUGGGCUCUGGAAACAGGUUAGGAAGUCUUCAGUGGAAUUCUAAGUAGGCCUGGCUCCUAAGAACUGCUGCAAAUUAUUCUAAUUUUGGUGUCAGAAAAGAAUACAUAUUAUUUUGGCAAGCAAUGGAAACCUUCGUUGUAGGGCUAUGAAAGGGAGUCAAGACCAGCUAUCUCAAAUCCUUUAGUGGAAUGACCUAACUGUCCACAUUUUCUCAUUCCUUAAAGUGGAACCGUGCAGUCAUGAUCCCUGAGACUGAGGCAUGGAGACAUCCACAGAAAGCUAACCCAAUAUUUACCUUAUGCUUUCCUGAUAUCAGACCACUUGGAAUAAAAGGACAAUAUAUGCAUGUAUGUACCAUUUACUAUGUAUGAUUUGCUGACCUGAUGGUGUUUACAUAUUAUUUAAUCUCUCUACCCAUUCUAGGAUACUCCUACCUUUCCCACUGUUAAGUGCACAAAAAGGUAGAGUUGGAGAGGACUUCACUUCCAACCCUAUGCCAAGUGUACAGCGGGACAGCUGUUCAUGCCAGCCCUGCACUGAGAGAUUCAGAGUUAGAAAAUGUCCUUACAUCACGUUCCCUGACGUAACAAGGAGGCCAGUUACAAAUCUGAUUGUAUUAAAUAAUUUAUGGUGGUAUAAUCUAAGAAAGACUUCCUGUUUGUAAAGGAGUUUAAAUAAAAAUGAGACAGGAAAUUCAAACUAUUUUAUUCUUGUUAUUAAGGAAGUGGAAUGAAUUCAUAGUCAUGGCAUGCACACUCCAAAGCUAACAUGCUUAAAAGAGCACCUGUCCAGUUCAUGCGUCAGUGGCCAUUACUGCAGCUGUGGGAGAACAGACAGUAUUUUGAGAGCUAGUGUAGCCACUACCUGCACUCAGUAAAUUAAAUCCCUGCCCCGCUGUAGAAUUACCUCUGUGCCCACCACAUCUGAAAUUUUCCAGAGCUGACACAUACCCAUCACCUCAGCAAUUGCCGAACCAAAUGGAUGACAAUGACUGUGCUCUGAAAAUGUCAUUCCAUUCAUUCAGUCCUCACAGAACUGACCUUUCUUCUCAGGCUGAGGUCCCUGCUGACCUGUACAGUGAAGCUUUUCCCAAGCUCUGAGCCCAUCUCCAGAAACCCUGAGCACCCACCGGUAUAGGAGUUCUGAGGACUGAUAGUCCUCUAGACUUGCUCCUUCUAGACCCUUGUGCUUGCUCUUGUGAUCUUUCCCAGAGCAGACCUUCUCUAGCUUGAGCUGUAUCCAUCAGCUCAAGAGGGCUGUUGGUAGCCUCUGGAUUCCCUCCUCACUGACUGCAUUGUGCUUAUCACUUUAGACAGGAGAGAUGGUACCAGGCUGGGGAUAUUGCCCCCACAAACACAUGGGCCUGAAUUCAGUACCAGAACUAAUAUAAAAAUGCUAGUGACCCAAUCCUGUAAUCCCAAUGUCAGGGAGGAAGGGACAGGAAGAUCCCUAGGGCUCACUGAUCAGCCAACAUAGCCUGUUUCCUACUUGGUGAAUUCUAGGCCAGUGAGCCACACACGCACAUGCACUCAUUCAGACACAUGCACAAAGCACUACCUUGGCCAUGAGGAUGCACUGACCUCUCAUCCUUGCAUAUUCGUGAAUAUUUUGCAAUGUUACACUCAUUCCAUUCUUUACCUUCUCAUUUGCUACUUCCUAUGUAUAGAUGCCUUUUAAUGGCCACCUUAGAGUCAAGGAUCUUAGGCAUUUGAACCGUGCUUUCCCUUGGCUUCUGCAGUGAUCAUGCAAAUAAUCUCCCCUUUCCUUUAGAGGAUGCAACUCAUUAACAUGAAGAAAGUAGCAAAAAGGAUUGCAGCAAAGUUGUUCAUGGCCCACGGGUAGACACGUGCCGGUUUUCCAUAACUUCUAUAGGAUGUUGUUUGUAGGGUCUGUGCCUUCUGUCCAGCAUCCUGUUGGAAAUUGUCACACAUGUCACAUUGCUCCCUAAGACUUCAGAUUAUGCGUAGCACUUACCAGCAUUCUACUUCCUAAAGGUGACACACACUGGGCAGCUCACAACUCCUUAUAACUCCAGCUUCAGAGAUUACAACAUCAUCUUCUGGGAUUCUGUGGGGGACUUGCACUCACAUAUACACACAGACACACACAAAAGAUUAAAAGCAAAAUAUGUUUAAAAGUCUGCCUCUGAGGUAGUACAAAGUAGGUUUGAACUAUCUUCUAGACAAUCAUAAGAAAUCCAAUAGCUUUAACUUUUUCUUCUGUUUCUUUCCUCUUCUCCUCCUUCUUUUUCUUCUUCUUUGAUAAAGGUUUAGAAAUUCAUGAGAGGCUAGGUGCUAGGAAAGGAGUCAAGGAAAGAAGUGCAGGGUGUUUAGGUGGGAACAUUCUGUACAGGUCAUUUCUGAGCACUGUCAGUAAGAUUAUGAAGUUAAGUGAGGCAAACUUAAAGGCCAACUACAGCCCUCCUCCAAUGGAGUCACUUUCUGAAGGGCGUGAGGAAGAGAGGAAAGCCAUGGUCAUUAUUCUGGUUGAACUCCUGUGUGUCUAUACUGGUUGAGCUCCUGUGUGUCUAUACUGGUUGAGCUCCUGUGUGUCUAUACUGGUUGAGCUCCUGUGUGUCCAUACUGGUUGAGCUCUUCUGUGUCCGACCACAAAUGAGAUGUCACUAUUAUUGUCAUUAUGAUGAUUUUUCAAAAGGGGGAAAACAUUCUCAGAAGCGUUGAGCAUCUAUAGAAGACUCACAGAAGAGCAUAAGGACUGUGGUACAGCUCAAUUGCCAGUGUUUGCCUAGAUGCAUGAAGUUCUAGAUCCCUUCCAUAAAAGUGAUAUGUUCUAAUUUCACAUCUGUCCCUGAUGAAAAAGCAAUAUCAGGGCUUAUGUGGUUCACCAUUCCAAGUUAUAGCCUGUCGUUUUUGAGAAAUCAAUACAGGACUUGAAACAGUCACACCACAUCCACAGUUGACAGCAGAUAAUAAUGAAUGCAUUCAUACUGGCCUGCCUGCCUACUUGCUUGCUUGCUUGCUUGCUUGCUUGCUUGCUUGCUUGCUUGGUAACUUUCUUUACUAUUACAUAGUUUACAGCCUAACCUAGGGAAUGAUGCCACCCACAGCAGGGUAGGUGUUCCUCUAUCAACUAACAAUGGAGAUAACUUCACACAGACAGGCUCACAGAUCACCCUGAAUCUAGAUAACUGCUUCUUAUUCUAGGUGAUUCUAGGAUGAUUCUAAGUGAUUCUAGGGUGCGUCAAGUCCAUAGUUAAAAUUUACCAGCUAGCAUGAGAUGUGGUGGCGAACACCUAUGAUCCCAGAGCACUGAGGCAAGAGUGUAUGGUCAUCUUUGACUACAUACCAAGUUUGAGGCUAGCUUGGCUACAUGAGACCCUGUCCUCCCCUCUCCCAAAAGAAUAUGGAGCAUGCCUGCCUACAAAACCAGCUUCCUCCUCUGCCAAUGCCUCCCUGUAAGCCACUGAGAAAAUUGAGCAGCAAUGAAUCCUACUUCAUUUGAAUACCACUAGUAGUUACCUCACGUUUACUGACAUUCACAGGGAUUUUUAAAAAGCUUUCUUGAAGUUAAAAACAAAAGUCAACAAAAGCAGGGGAAGAGGUCUAACUCGGCCAAAGCAAAAUUCUAUUUCACCUCCUGCUCUUUUUCUGUCCCUUCCAACCCCCCGACUCCUUGGAAGAAGCUGAGUUCUGAAUUAUGGAAUAGAGCAGGUGCAGGGUUCCCUUGAAACACAAGAUUCACAUAAAAAUGAAGAAUGUGUUGUCCUCUUUCCUAGUCUGUACACAAAUACAUCUAUAUUUUACUCAUAAUUGGCCUAAAGAUAAAUUGGACUAGAAAAAUAAAGUGGCUUCCUAGGCUUACUUCUCAUUUUAAAAGGCCUGUAGCUGCUUUAUUCAUGGCUGGAGUUUGUUUCCACCAGCAGUUAAUUCCUGGGCUUGCCCUCCUAUGCCUUAAAUAGAGAAGGUACCCACUGUUCUGAGACUUAACAGGGUCUCCACCUGAUGACAUCAGUCUUCCCAACCACGCUGAGACUUAUAGACACAACAGUGGCCAGAGAAGUAAGAGUUAACACCAUGUAUGACUUUCCCAAAGUAACAUAUUAGAGAUAAAGGGGUGUGGCUAAGCACAAGACCCGCCCACUGGGGGGUGUUCUGAACACCUGAAUGACAUUCACCCUCCUUAGUUAAUUACCAAGAAUUUCUCUCUUUCUGUGUUCCUGAUGGCUGACCCUGGGUUCCUGUCAGCCCUCUAUUCCUAUGCUGCCUGCAUGGUGGCUUUCAGAGCUCCUGUUCUAUCUGUUAGAGACGCUGUUUGCAUGUUCCCUUUUUGUGGAGAGCUUUCCUCAUGCCAUUCUUUCAGUUUCAUCCUGAACUGCAGGCUACCCUUUCCCCUGGAGCAUAACAGUGCCUCCUUUGCUCAGGGUCCCUGAGAGGAGAUGUUAUCCCCAGCAGCAAGGAAGCUAGGAAGUCUUAGGAGCCAUACAGCUGUCUUGCUUCUGAAAACAAAACAAAAUGGGAUCUUUUGAUGUUAGAUUGAUCACGAAUUUUUUUGAGCAAUAUAAACCUCUCUGGCUACAUUUGCAUAUGAAUAGAUGCUUUGGUGGUGGAAUCUUAAAUAAAAGUCGCUCUGCACAGGAAUUGAAGCCACUUUGUUUCCUCUGGAUUUGCUUGAUACAUCAGUGCAGAACACAUGGUGUAAACUCCAUUCCUGCUCUUAGCACGCAGAUGCUCACAUGUGUAAUUAGUGCCUCAGAGAAGCCUAAGUUGGCUCCAUUUUCAUCUUUGUCUCAUUGGAAUCUAGUGUUAGCCCCUGCAGGCUGGUUGAGGAGCUCAACAGAAAUCAGGGGUGCAUACAAGUCCUUCCCAGCUCUCUCCCUGUCUGUACCUCUGAAGAAACCCUGUUUUCCACAGGUACUGUUUUCCACAGCAUCUUCAGAUCCCAUGUUCAUCAUCUGCAUGAAUUGCAGAAGGUCAGAAAGAAGGCAGGGAGGGCAGGCAGCCUUUCCCCUUGGAAGCCCAUGGAGCCCUUUUGUUUAUAUUCCGCUGCCCAGAAUCUAGUCAAAUGGGAAGUGCUGGCUGAUGGAGAGGACUUGUUCUUGAGAAAUAGAGCCAUCGAUUCUGCUAUCUUCAAAGCACGUUACUAAGGAAAAAUAGUCUUGUCAAAACUGAGCAAAACUCAGAAAGCUUAGCCCAGGCUGUCAAUCUUAAACUACUGUUAAUUUCCCUAAUGAAACCCUUUGUUUUGUAUAGUUUAUAUGCACUAGUACAAAUGUCUAAACUAUGUCACUGGCUUCUGAGCCAAUGAUAAAGGAAAAUAAACGUCAAGCACAUGCUUUUCAGGUUUUCCUUAAUAAUCUGAUUGUUAUCAUUACCACAACAGAACCCACGAUACGGACAGAAAAAAUCUCUUCGGGGAGUGUCCGAAGUGUGUUCUUCUGUUUUGGCAUUUAGCUGAGAUGAGGAAACACAUUCACCGUGCAUUUUCUUAAGUAAGAAAAGGCCAGCAGGACUCAUGGCCCCUGGCAUUGGCAGGGCACAGAUCCCUCACCCUUUUUGUGAGCCUUUUCUUGUGUUGUUCAGAGUCAGAGAACUAGCUAAACCUCAAACCUCCCCCACACCUUCCCCUCAGCCAGGAGCCCUUUAAGUGUGUUCCCUGCACAGCAGGUCCCCUGCCUCUGACCACUUGGUACUUUCACAGCCUGCUCUUUCUUUGGUCUGUUGGGUAAUUUCAGUUAGGCUGAAAGAGCCACAACUCUGCUCAUUCCCAGCUUCUCCAUCUGUCCCGCAGUGCUCGCUGGGAUAUUAUAUACAUCUGUCCUUCAACUGGGUUUUAUCAAAUGUCUGGAAAUGAAAAAGAAAUUUAUUUUCACUAUAGCUGCACUAAUUGUCCAGCACACUUAACUGAGCUCCAUCACACACAGGGCAAAGGAAAUGGACUCAAAAGCAGUCUGAUCAUCAUGAAGUCAGGGCUUUGAUACAGUGUCAAUGGUACCAUUUACAGCAGACAAUGCAAAGUCUAGAGAGGUCAUGGGAAAGAGACUGACCAGUGGUAUGGGAAUUUUAAGGCUUUCCACAAGGAUGACAACAGUUUGAAGCCAGCAGGCUGAUCUAAUAUCACCAUCAUGUCUGAGCAGAAACUGCUUAUUCAUUCUCUUGCCAACACUAAGGACGUCUCUGGCUCCUAGCCGGAGUUGAUAUCUUGCUUCUCCAUGAUGACAAGGUGAACAACAUCACCUGCUUGACAGAGAGGGCUUCUGAUCCUUCCUGCCUUUCAGAAUUCCUGUCUUGCUCUGCAACAAUGUCUUUGCUUCUGCUUAGUAACAUAGCCAAUGACUCCAGCUCUGUGCACCAACCCAGCAUCAGCUGAGGUGAUCUGAUGCACAAGUCUACUACACGGUGCUACAGAAAGGAACACUUGGGGCUAGAAUUUAACACAGUGGCUGAGAACUUGCCUAGCAGGCUAGAAGCCCCUGGUUUGAACCACAACUCUGCAACCUUAAAAAGGAAUACUUAAUGAGUUAUAACUUUAAAGGUAGCAAUUGGUAUCUCCUUUGUUCAAAUUUUUUACAAAGGAAAUAAUUUCUAGUGUACAGUUUUUAUGGAAGACUAUAUUUUGCAUAAGCCCAUGCUGAUAGUAUAUAACAACAUGAAAAAUGUGCUCACAACAUGCUAAGCAGAAACCAAAGGCAUGGAAGAAAUUUGGAGAGAGCCGACUAUUUUUAAAACAUGCAGGAGGGGGGCAUGAGAGGGGAGGGAGUUGUGUGUGUGGUUCCUAGAUUUUGUAUAAACACUUUAAAUCAUGUGAAAAUUAGAGUGAAACUAUCUAGGAAUGCAAAGACUCCUGGGAGGAGGGACUCAGGCACCCCAAGGGCAAGGAGGGAGUGCAUCCAACCACAACACUUGUAUCCUUGUGCGAACAUUCUUACUUAACACAAUAGCAUGUGCAAUGAAUGUAUUUAAGAAGAAUCACUUGUUAAACAAGUGAUUGUAAAAUCCCACCAGAACAACAACAGCAACAGUGACUGUAGAAAACAUUAUAAAAUAUUAACAGAGUAUCUAUCUGGGUGCUGGAAUAGGGAAGGAUUUUUAAAAAUCUCUUCUCUGUUCUUUGCAUGUCUGUUCUUUGCCAUUCAUUAAACCUCCCCAAACCAGUUGUUUGAAACAAUCUGUUGGGGGAGGACAGGAUACUUUCCUCAGUGACGUUGCCACUGGCUGGUAAGCACUUAUAAAUAACCCUUCCCCACUCUCCCUUAGUAAUCUGGGAAACUCAUUUUGUUACAAACAACAGCAGAAGACAAAGUAGAAGGUAGAAACCUAGAAGGUAGAAGAGGAGUUCAGCAGGAAUGGGAGGGGGACAGAGGCUGUAGUCAGGUGGAUAUGACCAAAAUAUAUUAUAUACAUGUAUGGGAAGGCUACAGUGAAACCUAGUAUGCACAAUUGGUACAUACGAAUAGGAUAAUAUUACAUUAAAAGGUUUUUUUUUUUCCAAAAAAACUAAAACUCAAUGAGGAAAGUGUUCAGUCCGGCUAAAAAGGAUGCAGUUCCAAACCUGAGAACAAAAAGAGCCAUGGGAUUCAUCCAAACAGAACAACUCAGUGGAAUUAUGGCCAGAAAAGCCAGGCACAGGACUUCCUUGCUGCUGGUAUGGCUUUAAUUAAUACUAUUAAAGUUCCUUCCCCGGCAAGGCACGGAGAUGUUCUGACUGCCUGAGUUUAAAUGCAACAUCAGCGAUAUUGCCUCAAGAAACUUAUGUAACCAUGUUAGGAUCGCAUUUUAACAAUGCCCAUUAAUAGCUCUGGAGGCUUCAGAUUAAUAAGCAAGUGUGGUGCCUCUGUGGAGAGAAAAAUCUGAGGUCGGCAUUCUUUUUGUUUACUGGUGCUUGGCUGCUUUCGGGUGCCAGUGAGGACUGUGGGUGGGGUGAAGGGGAGAAAUACACAGUGCGCCCACUGGUCCUAGGAGCAAUAGUGUCAUCUAUAAUUCUACAGAAGCGGGCAGCUCCUGUGGGAAGGAAAGAUUGCCGAGCUCUGCCUUCACCUGUGCUCCCCACAUCCCACUGUGCUUCUCCACUCUGCAUUCAGGUUCGUCUGCUCGUCCAUCUUCUCUGGUCAGAUGACAACCAACAGUACUCAUCUCCAAACCCCCACCUCCUGCCUUAGACUUUUUCACGUUCCUAAACACAAGACAGGGAAGACAGGCCUGGGGCAGAUCUUUAUACAGAACCCGUACGGAGGCUAACAUCCUACAGGAAGGAAGACACAGCACCUGAGUUCUGUUGCCAGUUCUUUUGUGACAGGAGACCACUUUAUAAAUUUAGGGUGUUUUCUGUCCCAAAUUCAAAGACCACCAGAACUCUAGCUCUGAACAGAGAGAGAGACAGAGAGAGGGGGGCAGGCAGAGACAGAGAGACAGAGACAUACUAUAUAAACCAAUGUGCUUUGGUUUUCCUGGGUGUCAGUGCAGUAAGCUAAUAACACAGAGAAUCUGAUUAAUAGCACUUCCUUAAGACAGAUCCCCUCUCAGUUCUCACCACACACUUUCCCCAAUUUACAAGCUAUGUUUGAUUAUAACCUUUAAAAUACAGUUAUUGUUUCAAAGUAAAGAAUGCUGUUUACCUUGAGUCUGGAAUGACCUGGUGUUAGUUCGUUCAUUUUGCAAAGUCUACCCACUGAGCAUACCUAGUCAGUCAUUCUACUGCUGGGCUCUGUUACUAACCCUGUACUUGUGAUUAGAAACAAGUUCUUUAACCUUCCUAAAACUCUUUGCUUAGCUGAAAAGAAUCAAACAAAGACUUAUAGUUACUUUUAUAGUUAAUGUGGAGACUUUGUAUAAUACAGUAUAGAAUCAUAAUAUGUAAUGCAGUUAAUGAUAAUUAUAACUAUCAAUUAAUGGAAACUAUAAUCAUCACAAUCACCACCAUCAGCAUUGAUAUCAUCAUCAUCAUCAUCAUAAUCAUAAUCACCACCAUUGUUAUAAUAAUCAUCAUCAUCACAAUCACUACCAUCAUCAUUUAUAUAAUCAUCAUCAUCAUCACCACCAUCGCCACCACCACCAUCAUAGUCAUUAUUAUUGUUGUCAUCGUGCUUUUGCCUUUUGAAGGCUGAUUCUUCUGCAACAGUGUUUAAUGCUCAGAAAUUGCAACCUGACUUCUAAUAGGUGAAUGUUGAGCCCGUGGAACCAAAAUGUUUGUCCCAUCCACCCUGUUGGGUAAUGUGUGAGAUCCUCUGUUGAAUUGAAAAAUCACCUAAGAAUAUGUUUGCGGGAGGGAUUUCUGUGUCUCAUAUCUGGAGAAGCCCCAUGCACUCAGACGCACCAUCACGGGCGUCCAUUCACAUAGUUAAUGAAGCAUAUCAAAUAUUGCCCAUUGAUUAUUUUCUUUCUGCCCAUGCAAAAAUCUUUUUAUUGCUGUUGUCGUGAUACUUCGAAAGGUGGCUCCUGAUACUAGGGAGAGCCUGGGCCAAGAAUCCCUCCAGCACAGAUAGAGUGCUUUUUCUGGAUGCAAGUGUGUGCUGUACUAGUUCCAAGUAUCCCUUUUGACGCACUCCCAGGUUAUUCUGGAUGUCCAGGAGUUCUGAAGUUCUUUCUGAAGUUAAGACCAACCAUAUCUUGAGCCAUAUCUGAGUUUCUGACCUUUAAGUAGUCUCAGAAGCCUGUGCUCAAUUAUUCAGUCACCACACCCUCUUCUUUUGCUCUUGUUACCAUCCCACACUCUUCUGUCAGAACUUUCCAUGGUAUAACUUGUCUCUUUGGGUUUUCCUCAGUCUUUACUCUUGACCUUUAAGAAACAAGGAAUUUCAGUUGGGACCAAAGAAAUCUAGCUAUAGUCCAGUGAGUUCAGAUUCCUCAAGUUCGUGACCUGUUCCUUUGUCCAAUUAUGGGCUCUUCCUUCCAUUUCCUCAACUGGGCUGUUUUUGACUGUUAGAUAGGUACAACUGGUCUACCACAGAGGAAGCUGUAGCUCAUUCAAGUUCUUUCCCUACUCGGCAUCACCAGUCAGUGCAGUUUGGAUUCUCAAUCUCAAUCUCAAACACUUGGUGCUCCAUUCACAACAGAUCUCAAGAUUAGAGCCUUGAAUGAGGCUGGAGACAGCAGAGGGAACCAAAUGGCACAAGGAGGCAGAUGAAGUAUAACAUGAGACAGUGCUCACGCCACAUUUGUCUUGAGAGCCAAAAACUUUUAGCUUUGCUUGAGGUUGUUUUUAUCUUGGUUUGGUUUUGCUUGUUUGCUUAUUUGUUUGUUUGUUUUUGUUUUCGCCAACAAUAAAGAACAUGCAGAUGUAUUUUAUUCUGGAAUCCGUGAGGAGGCAGAAAAUGCACUGUGUGACUUUAGGUGGUAUGGUGAGGCUAAAGGGUGAAAGAAAGUGGUGGCAUGUGUCAGAGAAUUCCUGUCAGAACUGACUGGCUGAGCGAUCAGCUGUCAUGAUGUAGUGAUGACAGGAAGCAAGGUAUGGGGCUGAAUAAAUGCCCGUGGGAUGCAGGAGGCAGGGUUUCUUCCGGACUGAGGUAAAAUAUGUCAGACAUUGGUUGAGUCUCCCCGUGUGCCAUGCCCUCUGCUGGGCACAGUUGGAGCUGUCCAGAUGCAGACUCCCCUGGAAACUGUAGUCUCAUUAUGGAGACUGACAUACUAGGACUUUAUACUUACCAUUGCCUUAACCCUUAUCACACCCUUGAGAAGCAGGCAGCAUUAACCAAAACUGAACAAUAGAAAUUUAGAAGAAAGUGGUUGGGGUUUUUUUCCUAGCAAGGGAUUUGAAAUGACAUGAAUUACAACCAAUGUUGUUAAUAACUGUUCCUAAUAUUUUCCCACAGUUGGGGUACCAGCUCAGAAACCUGAGUCAGGAAACUUGAACCAGCCCCCAGGUUCUAAUGUCGCAGCUUCAGGCUUUAACAGGGCACUAAAACAAGCAUUCUAGCAAUCUUCAUUCUACUGGCUCUCCCCGCAACCUGGAGAUGUGAUAUGAGAAGCAAAGGUGGGCCAUGAGAGAAAAAUAGCAAACUGGUUUCCAGUUGUCAUGUGCCAUGUCCACAGCAGACUAAAACUAGAGGUGUUCGCACUGCCAGCAUUCCAUGGAUUUUCUGACUUCAAAUACGGUGGGGAAGUCUGCAGUACAACAGGAUACAAAGACAAACAAACAAAAACAACAACAAAAAGCAUAAAUGAUAGGCAGCCUUGCACUGUGAGAGGAUGUGGGGACAAAUUGAGAGUCCUCAUCCUGCAUCUAGAGAGAUGGCUCCUCUAGUAAAGUGUCUGCCAUGCAAGCCUCAAGGUCCAGGUUUGAUCCCUAGCACCCACGUAGCAUGGCUGCAGCAGCAUGCAGUAGUCCUGGUAACAAGGAAGUAGAGACUGGAGGACCCUGGGGCUUGCUAGCUAAGAACCUAACCCAAACAGUGAACUCCAGAUUCAGUGAGAGCCCUGUCUCAAAUAUUAAAAAGUGAGGACUGGAGGAAGACCCUGAUAUAGACGUCUGGUUUCACAUACAUAAAAACACAUACACACACACACACACACACACACACACACACACACACACACACACAGGCACACACACAUAAACACACAGACACAUACAAACACAGACACACAGAUACACACAGACACGUACACACAGGUACACACACAGACACAUACACACAUGCACACAUAUAUACACAUAGACAUAUACAAACAUGCAUGCACACACAUAUACACACAUAUACAAACAAACACACAUAUACACAUACAUACACAAGGGUUCUGGCUGGGAGACACUUGGGUAUAUAAAGGUUUCUAUUUUUUUUAAUAAGAAACUGCUCAGAGUGCCUGAGAGUGGGCAUACAUUAAAUUCUUGGGGAGUUACAAGAAUUGCCUUACAAAUUCAGCAGCAAAGAGCUGUGACAGUCAUUUAGAGAGCACUGCUGGUCUAUAAAAGAGCUGUGGUUAGACCUGAACAGAAAUGUGGGCUGGCAUUCCCUAAGGCCUGGGCCCUACACCAUGCCAGACUUUUCCACACUUCCCAUUUACUUCUUACAACAUCUGGGUGAGAGACUAAGCUUCACCCCCAUUUUCACAAAUGAUGAGCUGUUUGAAUCUAGAAGGAAACUGGUAGGUGUUCAAAACUAGAUCCAAAUCCAAACCUCAUACCAUCGCUGGACUUGCACUGAGGUUUUGUACUUUCUGAAGUUUCAUAGUUUGAUUGAUUGUUUGUUUCUUAUCAUUUUUAUCUUUAUUUUAUUGUGCUUGAUAGAAUACAAGAAGUUACUGCAGUUGUUCUAUCUUCUGAGGCUUGCUGCGUAUCUUAAUAGAAGGGCUCUUUAAAAGGAAGCUUGCAGGGACUGCUGAGAAUUAAGUAUCUGUUAGGUCCAUUUGGUCUGUGGUUUUUUUAUAUAGAUAAUUUUUUAAAUGUUUAUUUUAUUUUAUUUAUUUAAUGUAUGAGUGCCCUGCUGUAUAUACAUCUGCUUGCCUGAAGAGGGCACCAGAUCCUAUUAUAGAUGGUUGUGAGCCACCACAUGGUUACUGGGAAUUGAACUCAGGACCUCUGGAAGAGCAGCCAGUGCUCUUAACCACUGAGCCAUCUCACCAGCCCCUGGUCUGUGAUGCUAUUCAACUCAGAUAUUUCUCUGAUUUGCUGAGAUGAUCCACUGGUGAAAUUGGAGUAUUGAAGUUACUUAUUAAUACUGUGUUGAGAUGAAUCUCUUAUUUUACAUCUUAGGAUGUCUGUUUUUAGAAAUCGGGUGCUUUCAUAUUCAGGGUAUGUAUGCUUAGAAAUAUAAUGUCUUCCUGGUAGUCUCUGAGACAGUAUGAUGUGGUCUUUAUCUCUUCUAGCAAGUGGUAGGUUGCUCUGUAUUACCAGGUAUUUGAACAUUGGCACCUCCAUGUUCCUAGGCACAUUUGCUUUGAAUACAUUUCCAUCUGUUUACCCUGAGUAGCUCUGUCAUGGAUGGCAAGGUCCAUUUCUUGGAUGCAACAAUAGAUGUACCUUGGUUUUUAAUCCAUUCUGUAAUCUGUCCUUUGACUGGGUAUUUGAAACCACCUAAUCUCCAGAGUAUUUCUUUAAUGGUGUUUAUUGGUUCCGAGUACCCGGGCCUCUAUAGUGAGGGCCUCAGGGCCUAUGAUUCUUCUUGAACAAACUCUCCUCUCCCAGACAAGGCUGAAUUCAUGCUUCCCAAAUGUUGCAAAGCUCUGAGGACAGUCAACUCCGAUCAUGUGAGAGGGUAACUGUUUCUCUGACAGAAGUGCCUGUUGGUGCAAUUCUAAAACUUCUGAUAUACCCUGCUGGCCUUACAGUUUGGAGUGGCUCUUGACAAAAGUACACUGUGCUCACCUAGGCAAUUUCCUGCGUCUACCCUGCUUCAUCCAUGGUGGCUCAGACUGCACCUUACACAGAAUGAGUCCACGGAUGUCUGUGGUAAUGACAUUUUCUUUGGCUGGAUAUUUCUCCUGACAAUUUUGUUGAUAUAAUCCCGUUGAAAGUAAAAGUUUCUUGACCUAUAAACAUUUGAGAUAGACAGUUUUAUUGGAAAGCUUUAUCUGGUCCUCUUUAGGGUAAGAGUACCUAAGCUUUGCCAGGGGAACCUAUGUUGUUGACAUAAAAGGUGAGAGGGAGAUGAUGCAGUAUUGGUAGAAAUAAAUGUUGUGUUGAGAAUCAUGAUGGUGCCUUUUGUCUGCCCAUCUAAGAAACCCAGCCUUGCUUUUCUUCCUCAUACAUAAUGACAGCAGUGGGCACAGAUGUCACAAGCUUAAUAUCACCUCCUUAUUUAUCUCAUGGUGGUUCUUCACCAUAUGGUAGCUUGUUUACAGAAUCCAGACUGACCACAUCCAGCUUCCCAGCGAAUCAGCUCCCAGUGAGCAGGAACUCAGUUUCCACAUCUAAAUACGAUAUCAGGGCAUCAAACUAAUUGAACAAAAGGUUCCUUUCUCCUCACAAUAAUGUGUUGCAGACUAAUUAUUACACAAUUUAAUAUUCUGAAUAAAUGAAUUAAAAGCCAGAUUUCAUCUUCAUGCAUCCAAUUCAUUAGAUAAUUUCAUUUUAGAAAAUGGAAAUGCCGAUGUGACUCAUUGUGUAACAUGCGAACAGUUCGCCAAUUAACGCAAGGUAUGAGUGUUUUCUUAGCUAUGGCUGUCCUGGAAACAGUACUUGUUUUCCCAAAUGCAGAGUGAUAGCUGGAUACUCCAGGAGCUCACCUGGGUCGACACAGAUGACUAUGCUAGCCUAGUGCCUUCACCUAAAGCCUAAAACAACCUUCACAUUCUAUAAGUAGAAAACCAAGCAUGGUUCUGAAAGGCCAGUAAAGAGUAAUCAGCUCUCAUGUGGUAUUGAGAGUGUUUGGUAUAAGACACUGACUGUCAUAUGAUCACCCUAGAGGUCAGUCUUUUUUGUUAUAAAUAUUGCCCAGAGGAGAAAACAGAGAUUCAGAGCAUAGUCAGGAAUUGCUCAUAGCUCAUAGGUAACAGAAUCAGAAACCAUGUCUCCUAGUACCUCAAUAUUCUGCUCUUUUAUCAAAUCAGCUGUAAUUAACACAAAAAGUCAGGGAUGUGGAGGAAGCAUCAACUGAAAGCUAACUCUUUGAGAGGUUCUAACUCAUGUCACUGCACACACUGCAUACUGUGUCCUUGUCCCUGUAAAGGGUCAGCUGACCUCCAUGGGCUAGUGUGGGACUGGGGAGACCUAGUGAAUGGGGAAACCUACUGCUCUGUCACUGUCCUCUCAUGUGUGUGCACAGAGUCCUUUGUCUCAUGUGCCUAAGCAAAGAAAGACUUUGAAGACAAUGUGUAAAGAAGGUUAGAUCACAAAGAUUGGAAAGAUGAGACUCCAUCAUUCACAGCAAGACACCUGCUCAGAUCCUGGGGGCUUGAACAAGUGCAAAGAGGGAAUAGACAGAGGUCUGGCCCCUUCCCAGACACCUUUACAAAUGGUAUCUAGAGGCCGUUGCUCAGGCAACUGCACGGCUUCCCUCUUCAGAGGCACUUGGUUAGGAAUGGCAAAACUCAGCCUGAAGAUACCCAGUGCCUCCAAACAAUUGGAAACAGAUAGAGAUUCAGUCCUAGAAAGAAGCUGUCCCUGAAAAGGAGGUCCUGCUUUUAGAGAUGCAGAAAUGGCUGUAAUGACUAUUUUCAGUUGGGUGGCCACUUUCUUGAAGGUUCUAUAUACAAGUAGGAGUUGAGAUAGCAACAACAUACGUCUCCAUGAGGAAAAGCAGAGUGGACCUGGUGUUUAGACCUUCCCUGCCCUGCUGAGGAAGAGAAGGAAGAGGAAGAAAAGGAGCUUUUUACCCCAAGCCGUACUGUUCCCGAUCACAGUAAUUAUUGUUACUAUUGGAAGCCUACGCUUACCAGAGUUAUGGAUGAGUUCACAUCCAGGCCACACUACUUACUAACGCUGACUUUCACAUAAACAACUUCUCAAGUUUUUACUUCAAUAGAAUGAGGGACAUGGGUUUCAUGGCUGUGACUUCUCCUUCAUAUCUAGAAGGCACUACACCAGUAGGUGUCCUGAUCCCCUAAUCUUAGCAUCUUUCAGCCUCCUUGUCCUCGCCAUUCCCUGGCCCUUAGGUGGAGAGGUUAUGAUCUAGAUGUUUAAAGUGGAGCUGGGCACCCUGUGAUCAAUUCUCUGCAUUUUGACAAGUUGUGGGUCUCUCCAAUAGCCACUGUCUGCUAAAAAGAAAAGAAGGAAGGAAAGAAGGAAAGAGGGUGAGGAAGAAGAAGAAGAAGAAGGAGAAGGAAGCUUCUCUGAUGAGUGGUGAGAGAGCCACUUAUCCAAGGGUAUACAGAUAGAUAUUUAGAAGACAGAAUUUAUGUUGACAAUAGAAGUAGGUUCUCUUCUUGUUCCAUGGUCUCUCAAGCCAUGAACAAUUUAGACUACAAUGUACAAACAAGAUCUGUAUAAUAACAAAUACUGGACUGGGUGAUGUGCCAACUUGGAUAGAGAAUUUUCACAAGUCCCUACCUUUAGAUGAAAUACUGUGAGUAAUCAAUGGCUGAGGGAGAAUCAGUCAGGGUUGUUUUGUUUUAGAAUGAGCCCUUGAUAUGUUAUUUGUUUUCCAAGUAUUUACCCCUAAACAAAUGUGUAUAUAAGCAACGCUAAAUAGCUUCUGUGUGUGUGUGUGUGUGUGUGUAGCAAUAAUUAUAAAAGAAGAGGUUAUGAUUUUGUGAGAGAGUGAGGGAACAUAGGAGAAAGGGAAAAACGAUAUAAAUGUAGUAUUUAUGAUUUAAAUUCUCAAAAAAGCAUUUUUAAAUGAGAAAAACUUAUCAUUAUGGGAGAGUAUGAGUAUUUUGUGAAGUAGUGUGUGUUGGGGGCUUACCACACAUUGUGUUGAAAUACAAAACAGCAUCAGUAUUGCAUGGCCCCCAUCACAGGAGAUAAUCAAGCCCAUCAAACUCUAGAGAAUUUGGAGCUGUAAUUGGCAGCAAUGGGAAUGUCUUGUUUAAGGAGAAUAAUGUUCCAGUAUGGGAAAGUAAAAUAGUGGUAGACAUUGAACACCAAUGAGGCUCACACAGUGAGUGACUGUGUUUAAUACCACUGAGUAGUCAUGUACCAUGGCUAAUAUAGUCUGUAUAUUUGCAGUAAAUAAACACAUAUUUACCACAAUAGUUGACAUUCAGUAAGUAACAAAUGUCAUAACUCUGUGCUCCAUCCUUUUUAUAAUUUUAUCAUAUGCCAUUUUGUACUUUGCUGCAUCUUCUCUGUUUACCACUACCAGGAUGUGCCAAUCUUUCUUAAUGCGCCAGCCGUCUUCCCUGCUGCAUCCAGUCUAUCAUGUCACUGAAUGCACUUUUCUUUUGCUUUCUGGAAGCAGAAAGCUGUGUGUGUGCUCUCAGAAGCAUAUUUCUUUUUGGAUGCAAGAGGCCAUAUUUAGGGCCAGAACCAUGACCCCACAGAAAUGCAACAUAAGGUACUUUAAUGUUCCCCUCGAUGAGGAGAAAACACCUCUAAAAGUCAGUCUCUGAGGACUGAACCCUUACAGUUCUCCAGGAGUGCUAGCUUGCUCUAAAUAUGAAAAUGAAAAUGAGGUACAGGCUGCUAUUCUCAUGCAGGGAAUUGGAUACCACCGAGAAAAUUCUGUGUCUAGUGUGUAACCAGAAGCCUGUAUGGUCCAACCCAUGUGCAGUGACAUUUCAUAGAAACAUCAGCCAGGUGUCAUAGUUCUAAAGAAUGCUGUUGAUGAUAUUGAAGCUGCUGACAAUAGUGAGUGAGGGACCCUGUGCCUCUGCCCUCACACAGAAAACUUUCCACAUGUCUCAUACUUUCUGGGAAAACCUCCCACUGACAUGGACUGCUCAAAUCCACCUUCCCACCCAUGUUCUGUUCUCGCCCAUCUCAAGCUCACCCAUGCCUCACUGUCCAGCAAACUGCCUUGUUUACCAAGUCCAAGGCCUUUGUAUUUAUCUGUUUCCUCUCCACACAGUCCCAGAGAGAUAUAACCAGGCCCCCUGCACUGACUGGUAUUCAACAAAUAAAGGGUUUCAUUUCUCUCCUCAAAGAUCCCCAUGGAAACAACUUCAGUCCUGCACUUUGCAGGACUCGUGAGGCCCCAGGGCUGAGUGCUUCUGACUUGUACUCAUGAAGCACUGUUUGGCAACUUCAUUUUACUUUACAUCAACCCUCCUAGGACAGUAAACAACAACAACAAAACUGCAUGAUCUCAUUCCUCCAUAAAGAGCUUACUAAGUCAGGGCUUACUAAGUCAGUUCAUGAGGCAUACACCACAAGAUGUUGACGUGCUUUUCCUGGCUACCCAGACGUGUCAGGUCACUCAGCAUGGGUCAAGGGAGACUUAUGGUGCACCUGUCACUUAGCCAUGGCUGGUGAGCAUGUGAGCUGAAAUUCUGGACUGUAAGUAAUGGAGGAUUGUGAAUCUCUAAUUCUUUUGACCUUCAUGUUGCUGCAUAAAUGAGUGAGCAUGGAAAUUGAGGGUCUUCCCCGAUCUUUCUGUGCAUCUAAGUUUGCCCACAUCACAACUCAAAGCCCCAGAUUCACUUCCUUCAGGCACCCUUGAAGCUUUAGUUCCUUAAACAUACUCCACUGCUUCUCGUCUAAACAUGCUGGGUAUCCUGCUCUAGCUCUUGCUCUAGCUCUAGCUCUAGCUCUUAUUCUUGCUCUUGCUGUAGCUAUUGCUUUUGCUCUAGCUCUUGCUCUAGCUCUUGCUCUAGCUCUUGCUCUAGCUCUUGCUCUAGCUCUAGCUCUUUUUCUUGCUUUUGCUGUAGCUAUUGCUUUAGCUCUAGCUCUUGCUCUAGCUCUAACUCUUGCUCUAGCUCUUGCUCUUGCUCUUGCUCUAGAUGUAGCUCUUGCUCUAGGUCUUGCUCUUGCUCUUGUUCUUGUUCUUGCUCUUGCUCUUGCUCUAGCUCAAGACACUGAGGAUACUUGUGAACACUAAUCACACCAGCUUCUGUAUUUCUGACCAGGUAUGGAAUCUGCAGUCUAGGCAAGUUCUUAGAAGACGGGUAUUUCUGACCUGGCGAGUACCACUCAGGUAUAUGAAUCCUUUACCAGCAUUAUCUGAGAAGCUUUCAUCCUGUAUUCCAGGGCUGUGUAGUCUUGGUCUCUUCUAAAACAUCUUCUUUCUAAAAGAUACUUCAUCAGUGAAAAAUUCUCAUCCUGGAACUUGUACCCCCACAAUGAGAAGGUUGUGCUUGUGGGAAGGCAGAUAUUACUUCCUUUGGGCACGGAACUUACUGAAGGAACAGAAAUGCACCAAGUCAAAGAGGGGGUGUAAUUUUGGCAGCACAAAACUGCUUUCUCCCUGUCCUUGAUAUUUUCAAGCUGCCCUAUCAUGGCUCUGGAUUUACCAUCCCAUGAAGAUGACACAUAUUAUUUACAGAUAAGUACAUCUCUCGACCUUCAUUGGAGAAGCUUCUUUUUGAGGAGGCUAGUGAUAAACACUGAGGCCCACCCUUACUAAGAAAUUGCCAUCACACCCUUCCUCCUAUGGGUCAUUAUGGAGGAAGGGCACAAAGGGGUUGAUCAAAACACAUUAUGUACAUGUAUUAAAUUCUCAAACAAUAUAAAAGAAAACAAUUCUAACAAUUGCUGCUUCAGAAUAUAACCUCUAAUGUGGAAACAGGUGACUGCCAUGAACAGCAAAAGAUAGUAAGACUAAAGCCUAGGGAUUUAAGACAGACAAGUCCAUGUCCCAUUGGAAGUAGCCAUUGUAGAUAUGACAAUAUUUAUACACUGGAGAAUGUCUCAAGUCAGCUGCUAAGAUGUAGGUGUUCACAUCACUCAAGAGCUCCUACAUAUGAGUGAUCAGCCCUCCAAGGAGUGCUUCAUUCCUUGGGAGCUUAGCCUCCCUUGCAAACUGAAGCCCUGUAAAUGAGUAAUUUCUUCUUGAAGUAGUAGUGGAAAUAUUCACCUGUCUUCAUUUGUUUCUUUGUCAUAUUUUCCCCCAUAGGAUAAUAUUUUUGUGAGAUAUAUUUUUGAUUUGGUCAUGCCAACUCCAAUCAUUGCAGAUAGUUUCAAAUUAUCUCUCUCUUACCUACCAAGUAUUAAGGGAUGGUUUGGGAGUUUGAAGUCUGCUCUACCUGUAUGACAGGGCACUUGUUAAAUCUACAGACUCAUGGGAUCCUUUGAAGAUCCUUUGUACAAAUGCUGGCUGUGGGAGAUUAGCAGGUUGAAUGACAUUGGGACUCUUGUGCCUCCAAAUUAGGAAUGGCCAGCACACCUGAUUUAGGAUCCGAUUUUGGGAUAGUAGAGGUGCAUGCAAAUGCACAGGUGGUGGGGUUGUGAAGGUACUGGUUCAGAGGUGGGAGCACAGAUACAGAGGUAGAGGGUAGAAAUGCACAUGCGGGGUGUGGAGGAGCAGAUACACAACAAGUUAUUUCUUUCUUCCCUCUUUCCUCCCUCUUCCUUCCCAUGGUGACUUCCCUGGCCUCAGUCCUUGGGGCCACUGAACUCACUUGCCUGAGAAUAGCAUCCCAAUAAACCUACAUUUAAUAAAAUCUAAUCUAGCUUGAGUUGGCUCAUUUCACUGGUGGAGAACUAACUUAUCAAAGAUCUUUUUAAACAUUAAAAGGUAUUAUUAGAUUAUUUAAAGAGGAGGGAGCCAUUAGAUUCAAAGCUUAAAUUAAAAACCAUAAGCUUUUAAUUCAGUAAAAUAACAGCAUUACCUGAAUGCUAGGGACUAAUUUAUUUUCCUUAUUAACUUUUCAGAAUACAAGAAGUAACUCCCCUUUUACAAAGACGAAAAUGUCUUCCUCAUUCUAUAUGCUGACUGCAUUAUGUAGAUAGAUCCUAUCCAAGGAGCAUUGACAUCUUUUAUAAUAGGAGAUAGCAAAGUAGGACUGGAGACAUGGCUUAGCGGUGUAGCUCUUACAGAGUUUGAUUCCCAGUACCCACACAGGAAAGCUCACAACUACCUGCAAUUUCAGCUCUAGCAAGUCAGGGCCCUCUUCUGGCCUGCACAGGCAGCUGCACACACACACACACACACACACACACACACACACACACACACACACACACACAUGGAUACUUUUUUCAUAACAUGUUAAACAUUGUCACUUUUUCAUGUUAAUAUAAACUCAAACUAUCAUCUCAAGGACACAGUCAUAUAUUUUAGGGCUGGGGUGAAGCUUCUCACCUCAGUCACUCCCUCAGCACCCCCAUUUCAUAGAAAAUAAUCCCAGGCACUUUUGUAAGCAUGUUUACUUUCUUGGGGCUGAUUCAUAGCCAGUUGCUUAUGCCAAAACUUAGCCCUUUGCUACCCAAAAUGCUUUAAUUGACAUUUAACCAUUUGUAAUGGAAAGGCUCACAAACACAGUGACUCCAAUUUAUGAGAUUUCACUGGUAGAAGAAAAAUAACCCAUGUUAGCAAAUAGUGCACUUAUUUAAUCAAUUGCUACCAUAGAGGGCAAUCAAUUUCGGAGGUGGUAGCUGACGGAUAAUUAGAGUAUUAGCAUUGAGCUUUUUGUGUACUCAGCAAAACCCCACAAAAUCAUAGCAGCAUGUGGCAAAGGGUAGAUUGAUAAUCUGGUUAAAUGCUUUGUCUUUGUUUGUGCUGUAGCAAUGCUGCGUGCUUGAGUUUUUACGGUGCAUCAGUGGGGAGAAUAUAAACUUUGAAGAAGGCAUAGCUAAAUGCAAAUUCCAAGGCUCCCUCCGUUCAGUAAUUUUGUAUUUACUACAGAAGCCUCACUCAUUGAACAAAAUGAUAAGGCCCAUUUUUAUUGUGUCAAUUGUAUGAGGAUUGAUUGAGACAGUAUGGGGAAGUCUUUACUCUUCGGGUUGCAGAACACAGGCCUUCUGGAUGCCAAUUUUUUCUACUGUUUUCUUUCACAGCAGACAUUUCAUGUAACCCCUGGUUAAGCCUAGGCAGCCUUUUCAGUACCUUCCACCUCUCCCUCCUUCCCUCCCUUUCUCCCUCCACCUCUACCUGGACCCUCCCUUUUCCUCUCUCUCUCUCUCUCUCUCUCUCUCUCUCUCUCUCUCUCUCUCUCUCUCUGUGUGUGUGUGUGUGUGUGUGUGUGUGUGUGUGUGUGUGUGUGUGUAUCUUGUUGGUCCACUUGUACAGAAAUGUACUAUAUAUCAAUGCAAAUUGUGCCUGCAUCAAAUUUGUCCAGAGUAUCCUGAAGAGCCACAGCUAUGUGUAUGUGCCUGUGCCUCCUGUGUGCAUGUGGGGUGUGUGUGUGUGUGUGUGUGUGUGUGUGUGUGUGUGUGUGUGUGUGUGUGUGUGUUGUAUCCGGCUCAGACUAGAGAUGGUUGCAGCCUGCCUUUGAAAUCAAACCGGUUGUGCUUUCUGCUGUGCUCCUUGAGAGCCGGGCCAAACUGAGCAGCUCCAUCCAGCUAACACCAGGAGGAUAGCCCCUUUGUUUUUUAGGCCCCAUUGGGUCCUUCUGUGUACUCGGACAACUCCCCCAGAUAGAGAUGAUCUCUUCUCCCAUCAGCAUGUCAGGGUGAGGUACAAUUGCAGUGCUCAGAUGUCAGGAGGUAGAAGCAGACUGCAAGGUCAUUGAAGGUGGCUUGCUGAGCUGUAAGUAGAUCAGCACCGUCUAGCAGCAAAACAAGAGAUUCACCAAAGUCCUGUUCAGUCAGAAUCUGUGGGAUGUGGCUCCCCAGGUGCUUCUGGUGCUCAAUAAAAAGCAGAAGCACUUUCAUCAGUAAAGGGUCACCAGCCCCUUACCACUUCCCUCUCAACUGAUGCCAGGGGCUCCUUGCUUUCUUGAUACACCUGGAACUAUGUGAGGGAAUAAUGCUGAUGUCCAACAGAAUUAGACAGAAUUGCGGGGAUGGGAGAUUGACUUGAUUGUUACAGUGCCUUCCUGACUUGCAUUCAGCCUUGGGUUCCAUUGUCAGCAGUAUACCAACAGUGUGGUGAUUACAGACAUGUAUGUCUGUAAGUCCAGCAUUCAGGGAGGGAGGCAAGAAGGUCAGACAUUAAAGGUCAAUUUCAGGGCAAACUAAGCUAUGUGCGACCCAGCCACAAUUAGUUAGUUAAUUAGUUUAUUGCUUCUAUUACUGCUUUACUGAUGUUUCUAGUUUCAAACAUCAGUGUAGUUUCCUCUUUCAGUUAAAAAUUCAUUUGAAGUGCUUGCUUUCUUAGUAAUGGACUUUUCACUGGCACUGAAAUUAGAGUUCUCAAUAAAAGGAGAAUUGUGCCUGGCUGCCCGACCUCUAGUCACUUAAUCUGGGACAAGCCUUCUGAAGAGCCAGCAUCAGCAGCAUCAGCUCUGCCAUGGGUGACAGUACAUGUGCACACAGGUUACACAGCAGGGAAUUACAGUUAUUUCUGUGAGUGGGUGUUAGAUGUCCUGGAACAAGAGACUCUGGAUGUGCUGACAGGAAGAAUACUCAUGGGCCUGCAUCACUGUCGCCUUAGAAACAACACACUGUAUGUAAUAAAUGUCUGCCACCAGGAAACAUUAUAUAUCAUGAGCACAAAAAAAAAAAAAAACACUGAUUCAUGAUGUCACGUGUCGGUGGAGCCUUUAAAACUUAGUCUUGCUAGGUGUGGUAGCAUUUAUCUUUAACCCAAGCACCUGUGAGGCAAAGCCAGAUCUAACUAGCAAGUUCCAGACCAGCCAGGGCUCCAUAGGGAAACCCUGUCUCAAAAAGGAUUUGCUCUAAUGUAAGACAACAGAAUGAUGCUUAGCAAGACCUACAGAGAGUGGGAAAUAUUAGCCAAAAGUUGGCAAAGUUCACCUAGAUAAAGGCAUUGCCGUCAGAGAGCUACUGUGCACAUUAGUGACUAUAGUCACCAGCAGUGCAUAAUGUUCUUCAAGUGGCUGAGAAUAGAUUUUAAGAGCUCUUUCCCAAAUAAGUAUCUGACGUGACACACUGGUAUGAUCACAUUUUUAAAAGUCUAUGCUUGUGAAUUUCAUCAAAAACAUGGGUAUUAAAGGUUUUGACUUUAAAGGAAAUUCAUUUUUCAAAUCUGAAUAUAAGAAUCAAAUCAAAUGAUAUUGGAAACUGUCCCUGUGGCUUUCAUAAUGUCUUACCCUGCAUAUUGUUGACCCACCCUCAUCCCUAAAGAUCAUAAAGUAGAAUCUGGAAGCAUCAAACAUUAUUCAGCAUCCCUGUGUUUAAAAUAUUAAAGCAGAUUUUAGGUCAAUUCUUUCCUAGUCGAGAAGCUUAUAGGGUUCUGGAUGAAAUUCAUGCACACACUCAAUCCAAACCAAAAAGCAGCCCAACAUCACCAUAGACCAUCACUGUGAACAUGUCAAUCAAUCCUCAGAGACCACACAACAAAGCCGGUGCAGUAGCAUAUGAUUGUAAUCCCAUUACUGGAGAAGUAGAAGCAGACAACACACACACACAACACACACACACACAAACACACACACACACACUCUGAAAAAUAUUGAAAGUCAGGAAAUAGGAGCUGUCUGCCCUAGAUCAACCACCAAUCAACUCAAUGACCUUUAUUAUUGAAUAGAUAUUUAUAGGUCUCUGUUUCCACCUCCAGAACACUAGAGGGGAGCUGGAGACAUGGCUCAGUGGGUAAAGCAUUUGUCAUGCUUAUUUGAGGACCUGUGUUCAAGUCUCCAGAGUGAAGAGCAGACAUGAUGGCACAGGCAUUCACAAUCCCAGCUCUUCUAGGGUGCGAUGGGAGCCAGAGACAGGAGAGUCCUCAGAAGCAUGGAAGCCACCUGUCCUGAUGUCCUGUCUGCAGCAGUGAACAAGCGUUCCACCCCCCUCACCCCUGCACACGCUCAAACAAAAUGGAAGUGGAGUCAACACUGAGAGUCAUGCAUGCACCUGCACUAGGACUAACACCUGAAUGUACACCCACCCACCCCCAAGGGGUGUUCUUCAUUCGUGGGCACACCUCAUAUACACAAAAAUUUGAGGGAAAAAGAUUGCCUAGAGAAAUAUGCUGAACAAAUAUUCUCCGAGAUGCCUGAAACCCUGCCCAAACGAUAGUGGCCUUGUCACUUCUCAUGGGAAGACAGAUAAUAACUUACAUCUUGCUCACAUUUAGGGACAUUUUAUGAUCUAGGCGAGCUAGAGAAAAGUAACCUUUGUGUGUCUCUACAUGUGUUUUUUCCACCCAUUCCUUUCUCAAGUAUUAUUAAAGGCUCUUCCUGGAACUAAAGACAAGACAGAGCUCCCUUCCUGGAGGAGGGUAGCAAAGGCAGGCAGAUCUGCAGAUUUCAAGAAAUACUGUUUCUUCUUCAAAAUUCUCAUGUGUGCAAGAUGACAUUUCCUCUCUCCCCAUUUUAUAGCACAGAUGAGACUCUGAAAGGUUUGAAUGAGUGUCACUUGUUUACACAAAAAAAAAAAAAACUGAAGAACACAUAGGACAGGAAAGGCCCUAGACAUCGAGAGAGCCAGCAGGAAGCUGGCACCCAAGUCACUGGUCGCCACAAACUGCAGCACAGUUGACACCAGUGCAGCCCUAGGAUUCCAGUAGGCGGGCAGAGGCUGGCAUCCCAGAGCCAGGGGCAUGGAGCAUUCUAGGGGGAUAGCAUUGGCAACCAGGGAGUUAUCCUGUGCAUAAGAAGAGCCCUACUACAGGGCUGGGUUAUGCUGAACAUGAAGCUGCAAGAUGGAAAUUAGAAACUGCCAACGACAAAGAAGCUUGCACAGGCAGCUGGUAUCACACAGCAAACAUUGUAUAACACACACUAUGUAUGAUCUAGUAGUCCAGAGUGUGCUCAAAAAUCACCCAAACAUUUAAAGUCUCUGGUGCCCUGACAUCACCCAUAACAUCAGAUUCAGCUGUCAUUCAGCAGUUCCACAAAUGCCCCCCCAAGUCAGUGUUUCCUGUCCUGAGACCUUGAUUUGAGAACUAGAGACAGAGCAGAUGGGCUCCCUGACUUGAGCAUAUGGAGCACAAAACCUUGCUUUCAAAAUGGGGACUCCUGAAGAAGAUGACAGCUUCACGCCCGUAUUUCAGCCCCUGGAGGUUGUUCUGACCUGAGGAGCAGUAAAGCCCAGUAGGGACUGCAAGAUGAUUUUGUACAGGGUGCCAGGAGGAAUGAAGAGGAAGGAGGGACAGGUAGAGAUGACAGCCAGCUUGGGAACAGAUGUCACACAGGCUCAGGGUCAUCUGCAGGCUCAGUUGUGAGAGAUGGGGAAAGAAAGCAGGGACGGGACCUUAUACAGAAACUAAUCCUAAUAGCCAUACAUGAGAAUCAUCAUUUCUGCAAUGAUGGCUGCUCUGGCCAAUGUCUGCCACUCGUGUAUGUUAAAAAGGGGUGUCCUUUAUCUAAAAUAUAUGCUUUACCAUAAGAUGUAAUGCCACGAGUGUCCUAAUUUUAACCACAACUUAAUUAAAUGGGAACUAUAGAACAUGUAUAGUACAGAGCAUGACCUUUGUAAAUGCAGAAUCUGUUGUGCCUUUGAAGGCCUUCUUUUCUAAAGCAGACAUACAGGGAAGAGUCAGAAUCAGCGCUCUGCUUUCUCAAAUUUCACUUUAAGUAGUUAUCCAUCUGGAAUGUUCCAUCCUUGAAACUGGCCUAGAACUGACUUUCAUCUGCUGCCCCCUGCUGCCAGCGAGAAAAGCAACCCGUUUUUAAGAUUUGGAAAGCUAAGCUAUUCUUAAAAAAGAAAAUCAUAGCUUCUAAUCAUGUCAUUUAGGAUUAUCCCUUGUUUCAAGUAAUCCUUGACAUUACCCUUCUCCAUUAAAAGAUUAUAAAGGCUUACUGGGAUCUCGACAUGAGCCCUGUUGGUGUAGCCUGCUUCCCUCUUGCAUGGGAACUUAACAGACUUAGACAUGAAGGCUGUCCUCACAGCUGGAGUCUUGUUUGGACACAGGAAUGGCAUGGACAACUGCUGGCUGAGCUCAGUCAUAAGAUUAAGGAGAGUCACCGGAAGGAACGGAACCAAGAGCCUUGGAGUCGGCUGGGUUAUUUUACCCAAGGAAAAGGCUCUAGGGCUGCAGAUAAGGCUGUUGCCAUGGUGAUGAAGGAGAUACCGAGGGAGGAGUCUGCAGAAGAAAAGCCCCUCCUUACUAUGACAUCACAGCUGGUGAAUGAGCAACAAGAAAGCAGACCUCUCCUGAGCCCCUCCAUCGACGACUUCCUCUGUGAAACCAAAUCCGAGGCCAUUGCAAAGCCAGUGACGUCCAACACAGCUGUGUUGACCACUGGCUUGGAUCUCCUUGACCUGAGUGAACCCGUCUCUCAAACCCAAACCAAAGCCAAGAAAUCAGAGUCCUCAUCGAAGAGUUCAUCCCUCAAGAAGAAAGCUGAUGGCUCUGACCUCAUCAGUGCAGAUGCUGAGCAGAGAGCACAGGCUCUCCGAGGGCCAGAGACAUCAUCCUUAGAUUUAGAUAUUCAAACACAACUGGAAAAAUGGGAUGAUGUCAAGUUUCAUGGUGACCGAACAAGCAAGGGGCACCUCAUGGCAGAGAGGAAGUCAUGCUCUUCCAGAGCCGGAUCCAAAGAGCUUCUGUGGUCCUCAGAACAUAGAUCUCAGCCAGAGCUGAGUACCGGGAAAAGUGCCCUCAACUCCGAGUCGGCUUCUGAGUUGGAACUUGUGGCUCCAGCACAGGCUCGGCUGACCAAAGAGCAUCGCUGGGGAAGCGCCCUGCUCUCCAGGAACCAUUCCUUAGAAGAGGAGUUUGAGAGGGCAAAAGCAGCAGUAGAGUCAGAUACGGAGUUCUGGGAUAAGAUGCAGGCAGAAUGGGAAGAAAUGGCCCGGAGGAACUGGAUAUCGGAGAACCAGGAAGCUCAGAACCAAGUCACCGUCUCAGCCAGCGAGAAGGGUUAUUACUUUCACACUGAAAAUCCCUUCAAGGACUGGCCUGGAGCAUUUGAAGAAGGCUUAAAAAGACUGAAGGAAGGGGACCUGCCCGUCACCAUCCUGUUCAUGGAAGCAGCGAUCCUUCAGGACCCUGGAGACGCUGAGGCAUGGCAGUUUCUUGGUAUAACCCAGGCCGAGAAUGAAAACGAACAGGCAGCCAUUGUCGCCCUCCAGAGGUGCCUGGAGUUGCAGCCCAACAACUUGAAGGCUCUGAUGGCCUUGGCUGUGAGUUACACCAAUACCAGCCACCAGCAGGAUGCUUGUGAGGCGCUGAAGAACUGGAUUAAGCAAAACCCAAAGUACAAGUACCUUGUGAAGAACAAGAAAGGCUCUCCAGGCCUCACGCGGCGAAUGUCUAAAUCCCCAGUUGACAGCUCUGUCCUGGAAGGGGUGAAGGACCUGUACCUGGAGGCUGCCCACCAAAAUGGUGACAUGAUCGACCCAGACCUGCAGACGGGUCUUGGAGUUCUGUUCCACCUGAGUGGAGAGUUCAACCGAGCGAUCGAUGCAUUUAAUGCUGCCUUAACUGUUCGGCCAGAGGAUUACUCGUUGUGGAACCGACUUGGGGCAACCUUGGCAAAUGGAGACCGCAGUGAGGAAGCUGUAGAGGCCUACACGAGAGCACUGGAGAUCCAGCCAGGUUUCAUCCGGUCCAGGUACAACCUGGGAAUCAGCUGCAUCAACCUGGGUGCCUACAGAGAAGCGGUCAGCAACUUUCUCACUGCCCUCAGCUUGCAGAGGAAGAGCAGGAACCAGCAGCAGGUCCCUCACCCUGCCAUCUCCGGGAACAUCUGGGCCGCCCUCAGGAUUGCGCUGUCGCUGAUGGACCAGCCAGAGCUCUUCCAGGCAGCCAACCUCGGCGACCUGGAUGUCCUCCUGAGAGCUUUCAACUUGGAUCCUUGAAGGAAAAGAAAAGAAAUAAAGGAUAAUAACGCCUCAUCUGUGUUAUUAUACUAAAAAAGAGACAAAACUAUUUUAUUAUGAACUUCCAAAAAAGAAAUUUUUUAAGGAUUAAAGCUGAGAGUCAAAAGGCCAUGGUCAUAUAACCCAAGGGAAUUGAUUCCUACAGCCCCAGUCUCUGUUCAGACCCAAAAGCACAAAGUGAAGGCCGGGUUCCAGAGAAGAACUGAGAUCCUCAGGACAAACCAAGAUAAGGUAACUAUGUUCUCUUCCAAAUUGCAAGUGUACUUUGAGUGAUGCUGCCCCUAUCCCAGCCGGUGGCACAUCUAAGGGACAUUCGUGGGACAUAACACAACAAUCUGUCCACAGUCAGUGAACUCAGGCUGUCUCUAAACCGUCUCCCCCUUUUGAAAGACUGAACAUAGUUUGGGCCAUUUGCAAAAGGACAUGGCUUCCCUCACGCCCAUUCUAACUUUGACUGUAAGCCUUUGUUUUCAGAGAGAGAGAGAGAGCUUUGCUGGCAAAAGCAGUUUUUGCACUAGAAGUUUUUGCUGUUCCCAAUGAAAUCCUUUCUAGGGUUGUACAUAAGCACUUUACUAUGUUAUUUAUGCCUUGCCGGGCUUCUGACUUGCUGCUCCAGUUUCUAACUCGGGGAGGGGGAAGGGAGUGUGGGGUUGAAAGAUUUGAGAACUCAGAGUUGUUAGCUCAGUCAGUGGACCAAAUAAAAAAGCUAUAAGAAUAGGUUUUUUUAAGUGUAGGGUUUGGAAGGUGUGUUUGCACAGAAUGUAAAUAUGUUAGCCCAGUUCUCUCUGUGUGCUUCCUGGGAGUCCAUGGAUCUCGGAGGGAAGCAAAGCUCGGAUAGCAUUCUCCCUGCAGAGGGGAGCUUGGUGAUUCUGCGAUUUCUAAUGAGUUGUGUUGAACUGUUUUCCUAUCCUGUUUUCCUGGCUUUCUAACUGCCUUGCACAACGAUACUUCCUUUAAACCGUUACUAUUCCAAAUGGUAUUUCUUAAGCGUGAUAAAUACAAUGUUCCUAAAGUUGAUGUGUUUCCUGGGUUCCGUACUAACCCCCACUGUCCAUGUCCUCACAUUGUAAGUGACAGAAGGCUCACAUCUGUAACCCAGCAGCACAGAGCAGCAGAGGUCUCAUCUGGAAGAGACAAGUAGCACCCAGCGAGAGCCAGGCCUUCUCCAAUGGCCGAGAAAUCUGACUUAAUUGUUGGCCUUCUACAUAUUUCUCCAGAUUACUUGGUGGGUGUUUGGCACUUGGUGGUCAUUUCAAAAGAUGCAUUCAUUAAAAAAUUAGAAAAAUGUUGGCAGAACACUAACCAAAGUAACAUUUUGCUCAGCUCGAAUUCUAGUAAAUUACCCUAUUCUUCUUCCCUCUGUAGCCUGCCUGCGUCCAGAAUCAUCCUGAAAGUAGUUUCAUGCCCAUUGCUUAUUAAUAUCUCACUUUAGCUUCCAAACUUUGGGUCAAAGCCGAUAUUGACUGCAGAAUCAUCUACUAAUGAUAGAAAAUGUGCCAGAGGCUGACCUCUCUGCCACUGUGCCAUUCCCUGGAUUGGGGGAUGCCUGAAGUUCAUAGGUCACUACAAGUCCUUGAAGCUCAUCUAUCACACAGGCUUCCUGGCUCACGGGGACAAGGUGAUAAGACCACUGUAGUGGCCUCAACCUUCACUCUUCACUGCUAAUAUUCCUUAUGGCAGAGCAGUAGCCCCAGGUUGGCAGCAGGCAUUGGGAGGCAUCGGGGCAUCCACUUCUGGGCACGGAAACAAGUCACACACUUUCUAAUAGCAUCAAGAACAGCUUGAGUGUAUUUCGAAGAGCAGAAUUUUCUAGACUGUUAGAAACAGAUUGGGAAGACGUCUUCGGGCCAUACUGCAGACAGUGGCCUUGCCUGCUGGGACAUUGCUGAUAGUGCAGUGACCUUUCCUGCCUUCUUUCUCACUCCAAGGGUCACAUACUGACCAUGUGACUCCCCCAGAGACCCCUACAAGCCUCUGAACCAAGGGUUCAAAGAACGUUUCACAACUCUUCUGGUCCUAAUGCUCUCCGGGGCUCUCCGUGGCACCUGGUCUUGCCAGGAUGAUGACCCACCUCGGCCUUGUCGCUUCACAUGGAGAUCAGUCACGGCCCGACUGGUACAAAUAUGAGAAACCCGAUUUCAUUUUAUGAUGCUGAGCAGUGUCAAAUAUGGUGGCCCAAGGUCCGUGUUGCCAUCAGAAGACCAAGUCACUUCAAACUCCAGGGAGAUGUUUUAGGGGACAAUUAAGAGUGUUCCGCUCCACCAUGAGGGAGCAGUGUGUAGGACCUUAUCCACUCCUUCGGUUCUAUCCAUCACAGUCCAGAUGUUUAUAGGCUACCACUUGACAGGAAGUUCAAAGGCAUCACCUAAGAGGGAAAGAGUUGCUAUCCUAAUGAGAAUAAAAAAUAAUAACUAAAAAGUAAAACUUUGUAUAAAUAGAGCCCUAGCAGACACUAAGCAGUGAGCUUCAGUGUCUUCCUUCUCUGCUUCCCUCCCCACUCCCCAUGCUUUUUAAAUGCAGAACUGUUAGGGCUUCUCAUCCUCUUGGCAUGAAAUUGCCUUGUCUCUUUCCAUUUGAAACAGUGAGGCACUCUUCUGAGGCCCUCAGGAGAAGCCUGAGGAUGACAUUCAUUCUUGGAGAUGGCCUCAGUGGCUUCCCUGAACUGAUUCCUCCAGUAAAUUGGAUGAAAAUCCAGAGACCAUUCUUAUCGAACAUCUCUAUGCACAGAAGAGGCAGGAUAGAGGGAGACUGGGGGUGUAGCUCAGUGGGUACUGUGUGUCCACCACUACAUAAACUGACCAUGGUGGUGUACAUUGUAAUCCCAGCACUUGGAAAGUUCAAGCAGGAAGAUCCGGGAGCUUAAGGUCAUCCUGGGCUGUAGGAGGCGCUGUAGAGACAAGGAGUGAAGAACCUUCUAAAGGAGUCAGUCUCUGUGAUUCUGUGUUCUCUGCACUUCAUUCUGACACCCCUCCCAAGGACGCACCAGAAACUUUAAUAACUAACAAUGAAGUGCACUUUCUCAGCCAGUCUGAUUUCUGCCAGAAUUGGGUAGGAAUGUCCACGAUAUACGAUAUACUCACUCUCAGAUUAACAUACCAUUUUCAUUGAGAGGUUCUGUUAUGUUGACUUGUAGAUCGGUGUCCAUAGUCUUUUACAGGGAAGUCAUUCUGUGAUAUUCCCACCGUAUGGGCUAGACUUGACCAUAAUUGUGGCCCAUCUCACAGUUUCCAAACCUCUUAACAUAGAGUUUACCUGUGCCCUCCUGGAGAAAGCAGAGAAAAGAGGAUGCCCACUCCUCACUUGUCUCUGAAUUGCUUAGGUUGAAACGCACAUACAUUAGUGUUGAGAGGAGGGUAGGGUCUUUUUUCCCCACCCUGACGUGCUUCUAAAAGCAUUCUAGAAACCAGGUGUCUGGAAGAUUUAAUUUGUGUGCCACCUUUCUGAGACCUCUGAUUUUGGAAAGGGAUUCAGGGGCAACACCCAUGACUUCAACCUUGUAACAUAGCUUCACACUGGCUCCCCAUGCAGAGUCCCUACCCUACGUCUCACAUUGUUUAUAGGACUGGCUGAAUUAAGCAGUUUUGAACUAAGAGGUAGAUCCAUAUAUUUUUAAAGAGUGUUCAUAGAUCAACAAUGGCAUAAAGUUUGUAAAAAAAAAAAAAAAAGCAGAUCAACUAUGGCAUAAAGUUCGUAAAAAAAAAAGCAAUUUUUUUAAAAAAGCAAAACAUAUAACCUCAGGUAUAAAACUACUGCAUGCAUCAGUACUUAAAACCUGCCUAUGACUAUUAACCAAAGCAUGCGAGAUUACGUCACUGAAUGUGAAUUGGCCCACUCACGCCAAGCAUGACUGGUGUCAUAGGCUAGCUUGUGUUUCCAUUUUUCUCAACAAGCAAGCACCUCCUAACCUUGUUCCAGUUUUUUCUCUUUGCUUUUUCCAUCUCGUCUUUCUUGUAGAUCAUUGGCCUGCUAUCAUAUUGGCAUUGACCAUGGCUCUCAGGUUGGUUCAUACAUUAUGGCUGUCAGUCUCAGGCCCAUUCUCUGAGGGACUCAGGUACAGACGUGGAUCCUUGAAAACACACUUGAGGCUCAAUAGAGCUAAAAGUAUGAAAAGGCCACACAACUGUCACUGCACAAGAAGUUUUGAGCUUUAAAUUCUUAAUAAUGGAUUUCAGGUUUUCUUUUCAGAAAGUUUGGGAAGAAAUAGAAAGCAUUUGGGAUUCUAAACUAUCUGGGAAGGUUAAAGUGAUGACACACACAUGGAGAUUGCCCUAAGCAAAGCAGACAUGGGCCCUUAGUUUCCCAUUGAGUGGUUUGUCACAGAGUAGCAUGUAAAGUGUUGUUCAACUUGCACGGUCAAAGUCCCUCUCCCUUCAUAAACUCCAUUUGAUCAACCUGAUCACAAAUGCUCAAAUUUGGGGGUAGAAGAUGGUUUGAUUGUCAGUGGAAAUGUCAUUUCUGUGACUUUUUCUGUAACUCCAAUUUUAUGAAAAGGCCAGGAAAGGAGUGAUUUAAGCUCAGUUCAAUGAAGCUGGUGCUGGGGUCAGAGUUCCAGGGGUACAGUGCUUACCUACCAUGUGCAAAGCUCUGGGUUUGAUCCCACACAGCAUUCAACUGGGCCUGGUGACACCCAUCUGUAAUCCCAGCACGUGGGAGGUAGAGGCAGGAAAAUCAGGAAGUCAAAGACAUCCUUGGCCAUACAGAAUUCAAGGCCAGCCUGUGUUAUGUAAGACACUGCCUCGAUAAAUGAAUAAAUAAGGCCUUCAGGUCAUAUGUGAAGAAUGCCCCAUGCCCUCCAGAGACAACCCCAGAGUCUAAACUACCUUUCAUACGCACACAGAGAGGCCACGUAUGAAGAUGUAAACGGUUAGAGCAAAGCAAUAGUAAAUCAAAGUGUGAGGCGUAAUAGUCUCUCACACGGCGUGAGGAUGCUCUGAUUGCUGCAGAAAUACCACAUGACUGAGAGCAGUAAGGGGGGAGAACAAGGAAGCCGCCCGUGGCCGCGCUGUGCAAUGCGUAUCUUUGGGAUCGGCUUUGGUUUGCCUUUGAAUGGAGGGGAGAGGGAAAUGGCAUGCACACGAUAGAUGACUUGAAUUGUGUCAUUCAAGCAGUGUGUUCGUGUUACUGUCAGUGAAAGGACACAAGCCUAACUCAUCAAAUUCCUUCUUUUCCCCCAUAUCUCAUCUGACCCAAACCCUUCUCAAUUUUCAUCACCCAAAUUUGUUUACAUCAGUUGAGAAAAACAACUGAUCAAGUCAGUAAACUUUUUACAGCCUACGAGAAGCAUUUACUACUUAGAAACAUUUCUAUCUAUUUUCUAUAUCUGUGAAUACUGCGUAUCUAAUCUAACCUAAGAAUUGUGUUUUAAGAAAAGCGCAAUGAUGCUACCUUAUGAUGCUCAAUGUUUAAAAUCUUGGGAUUUCAUUUUCAAGCUGAAAUAGGUAACAGAAAAACUUAACCUUAAAUGUUUACAUUGAAUUUCUAAAUUAAUACCAAUUCCAAAUUAAGUGAUCUAUGCUCAAUUAAAGGCCAUGGGGAAUUUGAAACUUAUUGGCAUUCUAUGAGAUACUAUUUCUGUGGCAUAGUGAAUAAUACACAGACUAUUCUGCCAUGUAGUAAGCCUUCAGUGUAGUCUUUCUCUGCAUUGCCUUUUGGAAUAAAACUAUGUAUCCUAACCAUGUAUCCUACUGAAAUGUUAAUUCACAGAUGACCUAUAAUUUGCCAAGUACUGAGCUUAAGGUAGUGCGUUUAUACUUUAUUGAAGGCUCGCCUUCCUUUUUCACAUUAUUAACCUGUAUUUACAUUUGUGUAGUUUUAAACUAUGUUUCCAAAUAAACUUUGUCUGUGGCUUCAUGGUCUUUUCAGAACUCUCUCAAGAAGGGAUUUGGGGUCAGACCACUUAAAGUCAAACAGAAACCAAUUACUACUGCUUUAAGAAGCCUUUCUGUCGAAUAUCACAACAUAUAAUUUUGCAUGAAUUAUCUGGAAAGCAGGAAUGCAUUUGUAGACAAAGAAAACACCUUGAAAACCAUUUUCCUUUGUUAAUUUUUUAAGACUAAAAUAUUAACCUGAAAUCGAAAUUUGUGAUCUUUUUAGAAUAAAAGCAUUAAAAUAUGUGUCA